Messenger RNA from Pelobates cultripes (western spadefoot toad), 81549 nucleotides. Lineage: Eukaryota; Metazoa; Chordata; Amphibia; Anura; Pelobatidae. The record is from the annotation of a GenBank genome assembly.
AUGAUGGGAGCUGGGGCAAUUGACUUGGGCGGCAUCGUUUUGUCAAAUGUGUGUGUAAUCUGUCGCGUCUGUCAAGCAGUCGAGGGUUAGGUUGGGGGGGGGUAGGGAAGCGUGGGGUAACCAGUGGAGGGAAAUUUACGGGCUGUGCAGCCCAGUCCCUGUUUCGGUAAGGAGUCGCUACGUGUAGCGAUAUCGGAUAUGAGCGACGGAGGGCAGUAGUUCUCCCGCCCACCUGGGGACAAGGGGAGUACCGCUCACCUAUAUCUUGUCGCCUAGUCCGGUAGGGUGGUCAAGGGAGUCCAAGAAUUCCCAAGUGGGCGGAGCCCAGAGGACCAAGUGCGCUCGCAGAUCGGUCGUCGCUGACCACUGUGAUCUCUCGGGACUCUACUCAGUCAGGAUCUUCCGUCUCCCCGGCUGACGGCUCAGUCUAUCUAAAUUGUAACUCAAGUUUUAACCUCACCUAAGAACAACAUCGUUAGCUUAAACAUAUGUGAUAACCAUAACAUAAACAUGGUACAACAUUACCCUCAUGUAUCCACUCUGUGCAGGUCGGUUAUUGACCUGUCUCCCCCCCCCUCGCGACCUCCCCCAUCCCCUCUGACUCGGGAAAGCUUUUCAACAAACAUUUGAACCGUAUCAAAUAUUGUGGUGGUAAAAAAAAAAAAAAGGGGGGAGUUUCAUAGUUGGCUAUAAUACACAUUUGCGUUAACGCUUACGCAGCUGUUGGACAAAGUAAACGUUAAACUGUAUCAGUCGUGUGCGGUGUAACCCCUCUCCCCCCCCUGCCCCUAGGAGUCAGAGCCUCUCGUAUGGCCUGUGUCCCCACAUCUCUCGACUACACCCCAUCCCUCCAGCCCCCAAAUUCCAUCAAUACUUGCUGUAUGAAGGGGCAAGAUGGAGUCCACAUCUAGGCAUUGCGCCCGGGGUUCAUCUUUGUUCCCACAGUUCCGGGGCUAAUAUGCCUGUAUUGUUCGGGAGUGGUGGGUGUAAGGGGAGAGAGAGAGAGAGAGAAGAAGAAAAAAAAAAAAUAAGGGGAAAAGUCUAAAUAUUCAGAGCCUCUGUCUUGUCGCUGAAGUCGGCAUUCCUGUCUUCUGCGGUAAAGGAGGCCGAAGCGGGGAGGGAUCCACGGUCCUCAGUUAGGCGUCCCUGCCAGUCUAAUCGUCUGAGUGCGAGGGGUUCUUAUCCUUUGGGGUCGGGGGCCUGUGCCUUGCUGCCUGGGGCCAGAGGCGUAGAAGCUUAAUGGGUUCGGCCAUGUGAUGGUCUCCGGCGGUAGGUGUAGGUCUCUCUGGAGCGCCAGGACGUCUUCUUCCCCUGCAACCAUAAAGGGGCCGCCGGGCGUUGCCACUUGUAGGCCCGUAGGGAAGCACCAGCGGUACCUGAUGUUGGCUGCCUGCAGUUGUCUUGUAAGGGGCCUCAUCGCUCUCCUGUAUGUCAGCGUAGCCGGGGAGAGAUCUGGGAACAGCUGGACCUCCGCGCCUUCCACCAAUAUUUUAUCUGUGCCUCUGGCCUUGCGGAGGAUCUCCUCCUUCAGGGGAAAGCUCUCCAGGCAGCAUAUUAUGUCCCGGGCAGGGCCCUCCGGGGGUCCCUGAUGCCUCAGCGCUCGGUGUGCUCGCACGAAGCCUAUGGGUGUCUGAAGUGGCCGGACCAGUAAUUUGUUGAAUAAGUCCAUAAGUGUGUCUGAGAUUGGUGUUCUCUUGUCCAGUUCUUCAGGCACUCCCCUUACACGGAUAUUCUGCCUCCUGCCUCUGUUAUCUAAAUCCUCCACAUGUAGUGCCAUUUGCUGUAGCACUUUAUUGUGAUGUUGUAGCCUGUCUGUGUUCACUGACUGGGCGGCAGACAUGUGAUCCCAGUCUGCUUCAAGUUGUACUACUUUCUGGCUGAGGCCCUGUAUCUCCUCCCUCAAUGCGUGCAGUUCGGCUGUUAUGGAGGUACGCAGCUCCGUGUUCGCCGCCCUCAGAUCUGCCCUCGUGGGUAAUUGCUUCAGGAUGGAUACCAGGUCCGGUGAGGAUGCCUGAGGGAUGGUAGGUGGUUGGUCCCCCUGCGGUGAUCGCGGGCGGGACAUACUGGAGGCCACGGAGUCACUUGAGGCCUGCUGGUCCAGGUCCGCCUGCGUCACCAGAAAGUUUCUCAUGGAGGGAUUCCGGGUGCUUUUUGGGGUGUCCGCGGUCCUUUGGGCACUCGAUGUGCGGUGCGUUUUCCCCAUUUCGGGUGUUAUAUUGUGCGGUCGGUGAGGUUAUGUGAUGAGCCUGCGGGGAGCUCGUGAAUUAGGCUGCCAUCUUCUCGGACCUCCAAGCCACGCCCCGGAUUGUGGUGUUUUCUGAGCGAAGAAAGAGAGCUUGUCCGCUCUGGACGCAUUUUUCUUCGUUUUGUGUUGCGCCAUGCCAGGUGAGAGGAUUUGAGAACGGUUCUGUGCAGUAGGAUGGUGUUGGAUUUUAGCCUUUGAGCCGGAGAGAGGGAUUACACGUCCAUCUUGUCCGGCGGUAGCCACGCCCCCCCUCUGAUAUUGAUUUUUUUAUAAGACAAAUUGACGCUAGGUUUAUCUCUUGCCUAUCAGAUUUAUUCAGUCCCAAAUUUUAUUACACCCUGUUCCAAAUUAUUAUGCAAAUAAUAUUUUUCUCAUUUACCUAAAUAAUUGAUGUAAAUAACAGUCAGCAUAAUUCUCAUGUUAUCAACUAUUAAGAGCACAAUUCAAAUUUUAUUGAACAAACCUCCUAAUGAUAACAGUAUUUUUUUUAAAACAUAAAAAACUUACAAUGCACUGUUCCAAAUUAUUUCGCAUAGUAAGUUUCAAAACACUUUAUAGGUUGUAAAGAACUGAAAAUUGUUAUUUGUUGUGUUUGCAUCAUAUUUACCGAAAAGCUAUUUCAAUCAAACUUAUAACAACAUUUUAACUUUUUAAACAUUUUAACAGGUCACGUUACAUUUUAAAAUAGGACCCCUUAUUUGAUAGCAGCUUCACAAGUCUUCCAUCCAUUGAACUUGUGAGUUUUUGGACAGUUUCUGCUUGAAUUUGUUUGCAAGAUGUCAGAAUAGCCUCCCAGAGCUGCUGUUUGGAGGUAAACUGCUUCCCACCCUCAUAGAUCUUUUGCUUGAGGAUGCUCCAAAGGUUCUCAAUAGGGUUGAGGUCAGGGGAGGAUGGAGGCCACACCAUGACUUUCUCUCCUUUUAUCCCCAUAGCAGCCAUUGAUGCAGAGGUAUUCUUUGCAGCAUGAGAUGGUGCAUUGUCAUGCAUGAAGAUGAUUUUAUUAUGGAAAGCAUAGCUCUUCCUUCUGUACCAGGGAAGAAAGUGGUCAGUCAGAAACUCCACAUACUUUACAGAGGUCAUCUUUACACCUUCGGGGACCCUAAAGGGGCCGACCAGCUCUCUUCCCGUGAUUCCGGCCCAAAACAUGACUCCACCACCACCUUGCUGACGUCGCAGUCUUGUUGGAACCGGGUGGCCGUCCACCCACCAUCCACUACUCCGUCCAUCUGGACCAUUCAGGGUUGCACGGCACUCAGCAGUGAACAGCAGUGAUCAGCAGUGUUUGAAAAUUAGUCUUCGUGUAUUUUUCUGCCCAAUGCAGCCGUUUCUGCUUGUGAGCAUUGGUUAGUGGUGGCCGAAUAGAAGGUUUAUGCACAGUUGCAAGACUCUGGAGGACUCCAGAGGCACCAGCAGCUUCAAAUAUCUGUUUGCUGCUAUGUAAUGGUAUUUUAGCAGCUGCUCUCUUGAUCCGAUGCAUGGAUCUGGCAGAAAUCUUCCUCAAUGUGCCUUUAUCUGCACGAACCCGUCUGUGCUCUGAAUCAGCCACAAAUAUCUUAAUAGUGCGAUAAUCACGCUUAAGUUUUCGUGAAAUAUCUAAUAUUUUCAUACCUCGUCCAAGACAUUUAACUAUUUUUCACUCUUUUCGGCAGCAGAGAGAUCCUUUCUUCCCCAUAUUGCAUGAAAAUGGUGCUUUGCUUAAUAAUGUGGAAUGCCCUCUGUAACGGAUCGCCUGGCACCCCGACUGGGUACCUCCGUUGAAGGAUGCUCCUAGCGCUUCCUGAGGACUCCAAGCACUCUGGCAGACACCACAAUCACCGAACCAGAGAAACAAAUAAAUUCUCCCAAGCAUAUGAAUGCUGUAGACAGUUGAAUAGGAACCAUACGAAUAGGUUUACUCUCCUGGCAGUCAAACUGGAACAGCAUACAAUAAAUCCUUCCCCCAAUAAUGAGACAACACUUCACUUUGAGGGUUAAAACAGGAACUGCUGUGCUGGCACACCCAGCCUGGUUUUUAUUACAGCCUUUCACAUACAGGAACGCCCACAGGGAGGUAUAAAACAACCACUCACAUAUCAGUUACAUCCCACAUAUUCCCUCCCCUUAUCCUGAGAGGAAACUCAAUUACACAUACAGUUAAAACAUACUUUCUACCCAACUUUCAUAACUUUAAAACCAUACAUCACAUUCACAUAAAAUUACAUAUUCACAAUUAAUCCAUUCAGGGGAACAACAUAUUAAAAAAAUGGCAUGAAUCCGACCAGGGGUUCAAAAGUUAGUAAAAAUAUCUUUUGGGCCCUGGCUGGCACAUGGCUAUCUGGCUCAAACAGGUUUUACAGAGCCCUCUAUCCUGGAGACAAUAGGGGAAAGUAAUCCAAUUAUCCAGGGAUAGAGGCAGACUCCAUUGAGCACAUGGUUGCAAAAAGACAUAAAACACUUGAAAAUACAUAAAGUCACCUUUUACACAUAACACACAGACAUUUCACAUAUCCCCAGAUAGCUGGGAUCUGAGCGCACAAAACUACCGAAUAGCGCUCGAUCCUAUUCACACACAAUUCCAUGAAGUCUUUAAAGGACCACUUAGGCACCCAGACCACUUCAGCUUAAUGAAGUGGUCUGGGUGCCAGGUCCUUCUAGGGUUAACCCAUUUUUUCAUAAACAUAGCAGUUUCAGAGAAACUGCUAUGUUUAUGAAUGGGUUAAGCCUUCCCCUAAUCCUCUAGUGGCUGUCUCAUUGACAGCCACUAGAGGCGCUUGCGUGCUUCUCACUGUGAUUUUCACAGUGAGAGCACGCAGCGUCCAUAGGAAAGCAUUGUAAAUGCUUUCCUAUGCGACCGGCUGAAUGCGCGCGCAGCUCUUGCCGCGCGUGCGCAUUCAGCCGACGGGCGGAACGGAGGAGGAGAGAAGGAGGAGAGCUCUCCUGGCUGGAAAAAGGUAAGUUUUAACCCCUUUCCCCCUUCCAGAGCCGGGCGGUAGGGGGACCCUGAGGGUGGGGGCACCCUCAGGGCACUAUAGUGCCAGGAAAACGAGUAUGUUUUCCUGGCACUAUAGUGGUCCUUUAACUACACGAAUGGGCUCCAUGGCAUAGCUAUCUGGGUUAACACAUUCACAUAAAGUCUGGCCCAUAGUCCAAAGGCAAGAGGCGGGCAAGCAGCCCCCUCCAAGGAUACGUGGCGAGGACGGUUUCGCCACACCCUCCUUUAGUAGUUUUUCCUUAAAUUGGGCUCACCUGGCAAUCUAAUUAUCACAGGUGUCCGAGAUUGUUUUCAGUGAUCGAAAGAGCCCUGAGACACAAUGCCAUCCAUGAGUUAAACUGAAAAACAAAAUAUUUAAUCUUUGUGACACUUAAAUAGAAUUUGCAUAAUAAUUUGGAACAGGGUGUAAAGCAGAAGACAAAGUUUUUACCCCAAACUUGUCUUUUUCUGCCUUCUUCUGCUCCAAUAAACCUGCUCACUUUUAUCUUCUAGUACUGUACAGCGAGGUUUGGCCGACCUCAGGCCUGGUUACACUCUGGGAACCAAAACAAAAUAAAUAUUCUUUAUUUUACCGAAUUUUAUUAAAACAAUCCUCUGUGAAUCCAAAGCAAACAAUUUUAUCUGAACACUGAAAAAAAUAGACUUCUACAGAUUCACGUUGGGACACCAAAUUCCUGACCGCAUUUGGAAUUUUGUAUUUCUCUGAAUUUUGUCCAUCCAGAUUAAAUCCAACGUUUAGUGAAUUACCCUGUUAAAGUAUGAUCUAAAUAUAAAGAAAUCUGUUGUAGUUUCUGUUAAUAAUCUUUGUCAUGGACAUGUUGGUUUUGAUCUUUGGUAUCAGUAUAUCAUAAUUUAUUUUUAAAUUAAAAAUGUAUUCUAAUAGAAAUUAUAAUUUUAAUAUGAAUGAUUGCUGAAAUGAAUGCCCAAAAUAUUAUUUAUCCCAGUUAUGUUUUCUUUCUUUAGGACGUAAAUGUGACACAAGAAGUGUGCACACGAAAACUGGUUCCUUUAGCCUGCAGUGUGAAGAAGGAAACCGUUGGCCCAGGUAUAAUAAAAUGUGUAAAAUGGUUUUAUAUAUAGAGUUAGGACCGGAAAUAUUUGGACACUGACACAAGUUUUGUUAUUUCUGCUGUUUACUAACAUAAAUUAAAGUUGCAGUUAAAUAAUGAGUAUGGGCUUAAAGUAUAGUCUCUAAGCUUUAAUUUGAGAGUAUUCACAUCUAAAUUUGAGGAAGGGUUAAUGAAUUACAGCUCUUUCAUAUAUAGCCACCGCUUUUUCAACUAAUGCCAUAAUGAUAGGAAGAAAAAAGUAUGAUGAUGGCUUGGAACAGCUCAUGACCAGAAGCAUACUACCCGUCAUGCAUCGCAAAGGGGUUUUUGGCAGCAAAUUUUGAUUUUGUUUUAGUUGUAGUAUUUUGACUAAAAUACCAUGUAUUUAUAUAUUCAUAUAGUCAAUUUUAGCCAUCUAAAUUAUUUUAGUUUUAAUAUAAUCUUAGCUUAAUGUAAUUUUGGUGUAUAGACCAUGCCCCUGCAGUCUCACUGGUCAAUUCUCUGCUAUUUAGUAGUUUAAUCACUUUGUUCAUGCAGCCCUAGGCACACCUUCCUACAUGUGACUUGCACAGCCUUCCUAAACACUUCCUGUAAAUAGUCAUCUAAUAUUUACAUUUUCUGUAUUGCACAGUCAAUUUAUAAUUGAUUAACUAAUACUCUGUUUAAAGCCUUUUAGACCUUGUAGGAGCUUCCUGUUUGUGAUUAAAGUUCAAUUUACAGCGCGUGAGAUAAAACAUCUUAAGUAAGUUAACAUGUGAUUAAAAAUGAAACAAUAUUUUAUUUUUUUUCAUGUAGGCUGUGUGAGUCACAGCCAGGGGAGGUGUGUCUAGGGCUGCAUAAACAGAAACAAAAGUGGUUAACCUCUUAGUGACCAGACCGCUUUUCAAUUUUCUUACCAUUUAGGAACAGGGCUGUUUUCACAUUACUGCGGUGUUUGUGUUUAGCUGUAAUUUUUCUCUAACUCAUUUACUGUACCCACACAUAUUAUAUACCGUUCUUCUCACCAUUAAAUGGUCUUUCUAAAGAUACCAUUAUUUUCAUCAGAUCAUAUAAUUUGCUAUAAAAAAUAUAUAAAAUAUGAUGAAAAGAAAUGUAAAAAAAAUACACUUUUUCUAACUUUGAUUCCUAAAAUCUAUUAAGCAUCUCCAACCGCCAAAAAACACCCGUGCUAAAUCGUUUUAAAUUUUGUCCUGAAUUUAAAUAUACCCAAUGUUAACAUGUACUUAGCUUUUUUUGGAAAGUUAUAGGACUACAAGUACAAGUAGCACUUUGCUACUUCCAAACCAUUUUUUUUUCAAAAUGUAUGCAAGUUAAAUUGUAACACUGAUAUCGGUCAGGACUCCCUGAAUAACUCUUCAUAUGUAUAUAUUUUUUUAAAAGAAGACAACCUAAGGUAUUAAACUUGGGGUAUUUUGACUCUUUUCAUGCAGCCGUUUUACCACUAAUCUAUGCCCAAUUUAAAAAAAAAAGAAAAUAAAUAAGAAUUGGUGAUUUUUUUUGACACACAUAGCAAUUUAAGAAUACAUGUAUUAAGAACAUUAAGGGUUACUGCCAAAGAACACCCCAAUAUGUGUUCAGCAACAUCUCCUGAGUACAGUGAUACCACCCAUGUAUAGGUGUGUCGGGUUAUCUGGGGGCUAAAAGAUCUUAUUUGGAGGGUGCAGAUUCCUGUUUUCCAACUUGGAUUUUUUACAGCUGGUCAUCAUGCACCCAUGUCCUAUUUGGAAAAUCUUUGAAGCCGGCCAAUGUAAUUUACCCCCAUCAAACCAUAUAUUUUUGAAAAGUAGACAACCCGGGUUAUUCGAUAUGGUGUAUGUCCAGUCUUUUUUAGUAGCCACUUGGUCACAAACACUGGCCAAAGUUAGUAUUUAUAUUUCUUUGUGUGUUAAAAAGGCAAAAAACAAUUAUGAACGCUAACUUUGGCCAGUGUUUGUGACUAAGUGGCUACUAAAAAAAGACUGAACAUACCCCAUUUGCAAUACCUUGGGUUAUCUUCUUUUGCAAAUGGUAUGCCAUCAUUGGGGUAAUUCUCAUUCCUGGGCUAUCAUACACUCUCAAAUGCAACAUAACCAAUCUGGCAAAUUUCACUGUGAAAAAACUUUAUAUUUGACCCUGUAACUUUCAAAAACACUAUAAAAUCUGUACAUGGGGGGUACUGUUAUGCUUGGGAGACUUUGCUGAACACAAAUGUUAGUGUUUCCAAACAGUAAAACGUAUCACAACAUUGAUAUCAUCAGUGAAAGUGCCGUUUGUGUGUGGAAAAUGCCAAAAAAGUCACUUUAACUGACAAUAUCAUCGCAGUGAUAUGUUUUACUGUUUUUAAACACUAAUAUUUGUGUUCAGCGAAGUCCACCGAGUAAAACAGUACCCCCAUGUACAGGUUUUAGGGUGUCUUGGAAAGUUACAGGGUUAAAUAUAGUGUUAGCAAAUUCAAUUCUCUGGACUUUCGGCCCGGUUUGUCAGGCCGUUCCCCCAAAUUGCAAUCAAUAAAAUAAUUAUGUAAAAAUAUAACAUAAAUAUGCACAUAGAAUUUAAAUAUAUAUUAUUUUUACAUUUGUUUUAUUUAUUUUUAAUUGAUUAUUUAUUUUUUAUAAUAUACAUAUAUAGUUAUUAUAUAUAUACGUGUGUAAAUUUACUCUAAGUGUAUUUUUAUAUUAAUAAAAAAAUACACUCAGUGUGACAUUAUAUAUUAGAUAUAUAUAAUUUUUUUUAUUAACAUUAAUAUUUUUAUUUUAAAACUUUUUUUAACUUUUUUCACCAGCAGGGGGACUGCCUGCCAGUUCAAGCAGUCGCUCUGCUGGCAGCAUUAUGGACACCUAUUGCGGCCAUGUGACCACUCUUUGAGAGUGAUCACAUGGCCCCUGUGGGUCCUAAUUUGCAGAGGGGGGACUGUCUGGGCUGUCAGACAGUUCCCCCAUAGUAGAACAACACCCGGCGGGGGAACGGCGGCAAUCGGGUAAUGGAGGGGGAGGGAGGAAAGGGGUUAAAAAAAAUGUGAAUUAUUUAUUUUACAUUUUUUUAAAUUUAAUUUAUCUUCACUGAGUGCCUCGACCCCUCGAGGCACUCCACACAGGCAGAGCAUCAGAAGCCUGCCUGGUGGCUUCCAAUGCUCUACUUCACUGCCGGGUGCCACGUGGGGCAACCCGGAAUUGAUCGCUCUGGGGGAGCGAUCACCAAGCUUCCUGGCAGUGAUUGGGUCGGGUGGUAUUGCACGAUGCCUCGACAUUGAGGCAUUGCUUCAAUAUCGUUAGAGUGGCUGGAAGCGAUCAUAAUCUAGUUGGAAUUCAGUUAACUGACUGGAUAUGCACCAUUCAAGAGUGCAUGCUGUGUUAACUUUAAAAUUAAUGGUUUUCCUAAUGUAAUCCUAUUAAAAACAAUAGAUAGAGCAUGUACAAAAUACAAAUUUUAAAGAAAAUCAGGACCAAAUGACCGUCUUAGAGAAUGUGAGCAUGUCAGAAAAUCUCAAAUGAAAGGCGUCAUGCAAUGAUUUUGCACAUCAUUUAGGGGCAGAUAGAAGGAGGGCAUAUCUGUCCACAACAGCAUAGAUAUAAAUACUAAAUACUAAUUUACAAAGUAAAAGCUGAAAUUUAUAAUAGUGAACUUAGGUGAGCAUAUAAUAACCCCUUGAGGACCAUUUGCAAUACUUUUCAGACAUCACAAUCUUCUCUCUGGAAAACUUUCAAGGACAUUUAAUGGCCUGGUUAUGUGUGGUCACUUCAUGCAGCCUUGCAGUGUUUAGUUAAAUGUCUUAUUCUAGUUUGGAGAAAGCUUAAAGAACAGAUUUGUAUGAUAACCUAGUUCAGCAUUUGUCCUAAGGGGUUAAUCCAAAUGUUUAAAAAUAAUUUUGUAAUUAUAGACCACGUUUUAUGAGUAUAGAUCACAUGUUUAUCUAUUUGAAACUGACAUGAUUAUCCACAUAUAUUUUUGUGGAUAAGGUCAUUUGAAGAUGUGAAUUUGGCACUAGAAACGCUGUUUUUUAUUUUUCUAGAAUCAAUUUCAAAUUUUAGCAGUACAAAAAUAAUUAAUAGAAUUUAUCACUGGUAUUACAGUCUUGUUCAAUGACUGUAACAUAAUAAUUAGUAACUUUUAUAUCUACUUGUGCAUUUGUAAGUUUUCUUCAGUAUAGCUGCAACCUUUUUUUCUCUGACCUUUUCCAAAGUACUAAGUGAAUUUCUCUUGAUUACAACACAAGUGUGCUUUCUAUAGAACAUCUUAUCAGUAUUCUAAGCCUCUUCAAGAAUAUUGGAGAUGUUAAUGACUUAUCAAGCACAACAUCUAAUUAAAUGUAUAUCAUUAAGGCAUACAGACACAGAAAUACUACAGUUACUUGGACCUUAAAGUUUUUAAAACUUGAAAUUCCUCGUUAAAAUAUUAUCUUUCAUGGCUAAGAAUUUUACUGCCCCACAAAUUUGUUUCUUUCACCGUGUUUGGUGCUGCAACAAUUAAUCAGCACAAUGGAAACACUCGAUGAAAAACCCUAUGUAUUGGUUCCUGUUAUGGAAUACCCUGCAUAAAUAGUGUACAUUUUAUAUCUAGCUGCUUUGUAUUGUGUGAAGGACCUUCAUUUUUCAAACCUUUUGUGUCCAUUUUUAGUACUAACAAAUAGUGAGUAAAAUAAAAGUUUUUAAAAUGUGUUUUCUUAGUUUAUAUUUUACAUACAUAUAGUUACAAAGGCUGGGUAAAGUGUACAAAUUGGUUAACUCUCACGAACUGUACUGCGAGAGAGAAUUUCGAGUGUACUCCUGGAAUUUCUUGGUGUUGGAUCAUUUGCUUGUGAUCACUAUAUCUGGAUGGACCUGCCCUCCUCUGUCAUGGACUUUAUUUGGUUCUGUCCAGCAGAAGUUCUCCGUCCCAGGCGUCAGGGUACCCGAUGAAACAAAGACGUGGACACAAGCGUUUCAGGCGUACCAAAGUUUAUUAUAUAAAAAACAUAUCUUGUAUAUACUAGUGAUUGAUAUUAGUUGUGUGUGUUAAAGCAAUGCAGAUCAUUAUGUGCAGGUGUCCAGAACAGGUUAGUCUUUAACUGAGAACAUUUGGUUAAACUGACAAACCAGUUACAGCAAGGGACCUUCAAAGACACAAGUAACACAGAAGGAUUUUUUAACUCUUCACUCAGGUAGAUGCCCAAGUAGGCAUGUGAUAUCAUGAGUCAUCAUGGAUUGAUUAAGGCCCCAAAAACAGAAGUGCAGUAGAAUUUAGUACAUUUUUUACUUGCCUCCUCUGCUGUAUUCAAUCAAGUAAACGCUAUAAUAGCUUUUAUUUGGGUGAAGGAACAAUAAACUGUUACUUCUCUGGAAAUAACAUUUCCUCUUUGAAAAUGAGUUAAAGGACCACUCCACUCUUCCAACCCACCCAACCAAAACCCUAAUGAUUUAGUAAAUUUACCUCCAUUGAAUACAUGCAUGCAUAUUUUUAUACAUGUAUUCAUUGGGAGUAUAGUCUAAAAGAGAUUACAAAAGCUGCAGUUCUUUUGACUUGAUCCCCACAUGCACACGCCGCUUGUGCACUGCUGAAGCUGAUCUAAGGUCUGUUAGAGACUGAGGGGGAGACAUGCACGCUCAAGUAGAGCGUGCCUGCCACUUCCGUUAGCUCAUUGGAACUAACGGAAAUAGAAAGGAAUUCUCCCAUGCUGUUUGAUUGACAGCCAGGGGGGAGUUCCCCAGUUGAUUUAUAAAACUGCUGAUUUUUCAUUGAAGCCGAAGUGUGGGCUGUGGAGUGGUCCUCUCCAGCCUAGUGUGUAGCUUAUUAAGUGUAUUAUAGAUAUUGAGAAAAAAAUACUUUGAAAUAAGACUCUUCUCCCAACUGCCAGUCAGCUGUUGGCAUAUAGAUCUCUCCUGCAGGUGUUUAUCUUGCACUCCCACACAGCAACUACAGUUCAUUUGUUGUGGUUGCUGUAAUUACUGUAUAAAGCAUGUAGACAAGUAAAGGAAUGGAGUGACAGAUGUCACUGUGUUCUGGAGCUCAUACUGUAGCAACGAAUCCAGAAGUUAAUUUUGGGUUAAUGUUUUCAAGUAUGGCCAUUUAAUUAGGAGAUGGGCAGUAGGAAAGAAAGUACUACCCACAUAUAAUUACUUGGGUAAGCAGAGAGAAGAAAGUUGCUACUAUGAUAUACCGUAUUUGGAGGAGAUUGGACAAAUAGCUGCCAUCAUUCUUUGCAAGUUCUUGCAAUUUUUUUUAAAGAUUUUAUGUACAGGUGGACAAGGACAGGGUAAAUCCUUGCACUUUAACCUAUGCUAAGAAACGACGAGGGGCUUUAUUUUUUAAACUCCAAAUUGUAUCAACAUUGAAAACCAAAAUUUAGACAAAAAUAGCUGACUUGGAAAAAUGUAAAGUUCCAGCUCAGCUAUAGUCAUAGCAUGGCCAUUUUAUCUUAAGAUCUGCAUUUUAUUUUUAUUUUUUUAAUUUACUGCAAUUCUGUGUUUAGUGAAUAAACCCCAAGAUGUUAUUUCUGCAUAAACCUGCAAGCAUUGUUUUGUGAUGCCCAGAAAGGUUCAUCUUAGGAAACUGUAUUAUAGCUUUUGAAAGUAAACACUGCUAACUUCUUUGAUGAAUAAGCACUAAAUGCAAUGCAACUGAAAUCCGGUUUAGGUUAUGGUAAACCCAUUAUAUGUUAUAUCUAACACAGUAAAGAAUAACAAAAUUCAGUAACAAAUAAAACAUUUAUUUUAGCCCUCUUGACUCCAAAGCAGCAUUUUUACCAAUUGCUGCUCAUCAGGUUUUGGUUUUAAGAAAGUUCUGUUGACAUAUUUUAUUUCUGUUAUCAACACCUCUACUGUGCUCAUUAGGUGCUAAUUUCACAGAGAGAGUGGAUUCAUUGAGUCAGAAAGAAAGUGAGAAUUCAGCUAUUGGAGAACCACAUCAGGUAAGAAAUUAGCAUGCACAAGCUGAAUUAAUUCAUCCUAUAUAGACCACUGUGUUUUGGUGUUUUAAGUGGUUAAACCCUUAAACACAUACAGGUUAGGCAUCAGAUAUCAUAAGCCUUCCAAGUGGAAUUAACACAUUCUUAGUGCAUGCUGUACUUAUCAGUUAUGUUUUAUAGUAAUCUUGUAUAAAAAGGCAGUAUUAAUGAACUAAAAAUAAAACCACAUUCCUUACAUCUGUAUAUAAAGAGCUAUAUUUCAAACUGCUAGAGUACACAUUUGUUACCAAAUCUGUAAAGUGAUAAUUAUUAUUGAACAAGUAAAAAGAUGAAUGCUGUUAUUUCCAAUAAACAAGAUUUUUGUUUAGUUAUACCUAAUUUUGCACUUGCAGAAGUUGUUACCAAAGUAUGUGUAAGAUUUCACAGCAGUGCACGUGAAGAUGCAAUAGAUCUGUCGCCAGUAAGAUUUUUUUUUGUGUUUUCUUUCUUUAGCCAUUAAAUGUAAGUGAAGAAUUGCCACAAGUAACUGAAGACAUGUGCACCGAGACUUCAGAAUUUUCUAUGCCAGGUAAAAAGAAGGCAGUACAAUUAGGGGUUAUUCUAGCUUUCAGUGAACGAAUAAUCUAAAUUUUAUUAAAGACAGAAGGCGAAUAUUUGUUUAUCUUUCUUUACUGUAACUACCAGCAGCAAAGAAACAGUUAACAAUGUUGUAUGAAAAAUUCAACCAAUCAUAACACAUCUCAGCUACAAUAUAGUGUCAUCAGACUCCUCCCACUUCCUCUUUCUUGGUGUUGCCGGUCAGCAGCAAAGUCAACCAUGUAAACUGGAACUGGAACAUUUCCCGAGGUUGUAACUCGAGAUGAAGUCAACCUUGUAAACGGAAAGUUGAUAGCGCAAACCUGAGGUCUUCACACUAAAAGAGAAGAAGAGAGACUUCGUGAAAGUAAGGUUUCUUGGACAAGAGAAAAAAUAUAGAUAUACCCCCUACUUCUAAUUAUAGCUCAGACGAACUGGCAGAGUUAGGAAAAGGACAUGUGAGUACCCUAUGAUGUAGGUGCGUAACUUCAAAUCUAACAAAUCGUAUAUUGCAAAUUUAGAUGCAAGAGACGGUAGCAUACAUUAAGCAUGGACUAUGGGACUUACCUUGAGGGUGAGUUCCAGAAUGAACGAAGGGAGGGAAAAUAUUCGCCUCCUGUCUUUAAUAAAAUUUAGAUUAUUCGUUCACUGAAAGCUAGAAUAAUCCCUAAUUUUAUGGCAAGACAGGAGGCUUCAUAUUUGCUGUUUUAACGCUCUUGAAUAAUAGAACAAGCCGCAUGUGGUGUUGGUUUAAAAUAAAAGGUUCGAGCGGUAGAUUCCCUUGACCAAUCUGCGCAGGACAAAAUAUCCGCCAGUGAACUGCCAGCACGAAAGGCAGAGGAUGCGGCCGCUCCCCUAACGGAGUGGGCUCCGAAUGAUCUAUCAAUUCCUGCUUGGGUAUAGCAGUGAGCGAUAGUGGGGGAGGAGACCGGUUUGUGAGGUCUAACGUAAGAGAUGAAAAGGGGCCCGGUAGGGGAACUUAGAGUGGCAGUAACUUCCGUGUAACAACGGGUACACAGAGCCACACAGAGGGCCGGCCUGUCGGGAAAGUACAGGUAAAAAACAGACGAGGAGUUUGUUUUAGUGCGCCUAGUAAUUGUAAAUCUGACACCAUCUGGUGCGAAGGUAACAGCAUGUGAGUCAAAAGCUUGAACGUCAGAAACUCUGCGGAAGGACACCAGGCACAGUAGCAGGGCUAGUUUUGCAGAGAGUUGUCGAAGGGAUAAGGCCUCGUUAGGGGGCCAGGACUCCAGCAGCGCGAACACUCGAGAUAUAUCCCAGAACCUAGAGUAUUUGGCAGAAGGUGGCCCCGUCAAACGAAUGCCCCGUAAAAGCCGGCACACGGAAGGGUGUUUCCCAACUAAGGAAUUGUCAAUAGAGUCAUGGCCUGCCGAAAUGGCGGAACAAAAAAUAUUAAUCGAUCGGUAUGAUUUACCCUGAUUGAAAAGGGAUGAUCAAAAAUUUAGAAUGGAUGAAAGAGAUGCUGAAACGGAAUCGAAAUCCCUCUCCAGACACCAGCUGACCCAAAUUUGCCAUGCGGCGAGGUGGGUUCGCCUGGUCCCUGGAGCCCAUGAAUCCCACAGGAGUGUUUGAGCAGUGCUUGAAAGUCCUGCGACAUGCCAAGCUCCCCUGAAACUGUCCAGGCCACCAGUUGAAGAUGGCCUUGUAAGGCGAGCGGAUGGUAGUCGCCCGUUGGGUUCCUGAGGACCCGAUGUGAGCGAGGUAGGAGGAUGGGAUAGUCUGUUGAAAGUUCCAGAAGGGUGGGGAACCACGUCUGGGCCCGCCAUAGAGGGGUAACUAUCACAAUCCCGACCCCCUGUGAUUUGACCCGGUGGAGGAUCCGUUGAAUCAUUGAGAAAGGAGGGAAGGCAUAGGCUCCGCUCCGUGGCCAAGGUUGGAGAAAGGCGUCGACUGCUAGAGACAGAGGGUCCGGUAACCAUCUGAAAAAAUCGUCUGUCUGACGAUUCAGCCGAGACGCGAAGAGGUCGAGAGUGAGGGGUCCCCGCAAUAGGUUAAUGUGGUGGAAUAGGAGAGGAUCUAAUUGCCAGUCGCUGGCAUCUCUCCAGUGACGUGAAAACCAAUCUGUACAGUCAAUGAGGUGGGGAUCACCCACUAGGAAAACAAUUAUAAUAUAUAUAUAUAUAUAUAUAUAUAAAUAUGUACAGAGAGAGAUGGGGGUCACCCACAAAAUAAAUCAGGUGGGGGUCAGCCACACAGCUAUUUCACACAGUAGUGUGUUCAGUAGGUGGUGUCAGCCACACAGAUAUUUCACACAGUAGUGUGUUCAGUAGGUGGUGUCAGCCACACAGGUAUUUCACACAGUAGUGUGUUAUGUACACAGUUUGAGUAUGUAAUAUGCAAGUGGGGUUCACCCACAACAGUGAAAGAAACGGUCAGCCACACAAGGUUUGGCAAAAUAUAUUAAAAUACAAAAUCAACCACACUAAUAAUCAAGCAACAAAUCAGGGAGAGGGGUUCACCCAAAAAAAACAGCAGACUGGUCCUGUAGAGCAAACCUGCAAAAAGCAGAUGAGAGAGAGAUCAGUAUACUGAUCGUGUGUAAAAUUAGAUGCCCAUAAGAAAAUGAGAUGGAGGCAGCAGGGCAGUAACCUACCUGUCACAAGCCAAACAAUGAAGUUGUUCAAUUUGAAUAAACUCCUAUGCGCUUUACUAAUGGUGACAGGAUCUGUGAAGGAGCACUGGGCUGCGAAAGAUGGCCGCCGCGAGAUCGCUGCUGUUAAAAAGGGCAGGAAAAAAAUGUGCCAGGUUAGACGCGAAUGGGCGGGAGGAAAGGAAGGCGGGAAGACGACAGCCGCCGGCUCAUGGGAAAUGGAGUCCGCGGCUGAUGUAAAUGACGAGAAUGGGAGCCGCGGCCAGCUGACUGAAAAAUAUAGCGGGAAUUACCAGAGCGCUCCGUCUAUGCAAACGGAGUGGCGUCAAAUUUAAAGGGGAAAAACCCAGCUCAUAAAAGAAAAGCAACAGGUUAAGGAAAAAUAAAACACAAGUGCCAAAAAUUAAAGAGACAAUACUAAACUUAAAAAUAUAUAGAUAAUGAGAAAAAAGGGAUAUAUGAAUAGUAAAACAAAAGACAUUAAUUACAAACAAAGUUUCCUGAGGUGAAGUAGAUGUUGUAAGACUACAAGAUACAAAUAAAAGAUAUAUAAACUUAAAUUAGAAAGGCAAUGUAAUUGGAGUAGACUCACCUGGGAGGCAAGCAGCAAAGAAAGAGGAAGUGGGAGGAGUCUGAUGACACUAUAUUGUAGCUUAGAUGUGUUAUGAUUGGUUGAAUUUUUCAUACAACAUUGUUAACUGUUUCUUUGCUGCUGGGAGUUACAGUAAAGAAAGAUAAGAAAAUAUGAAGCCUCCUGUCUUGCCAUAAAAUUUUAGGCUAGAAUAGAUAAUUGAAUUGAAAACAGAAUUACAAAAUUUAAAAAGAAAUUGCUGAUUUGGAAACAUUUUCCAACUCAGCUAUUGUCCACUUUUACAUUUAUUUUUCCUAAUUUUGCCUUUUGCUUUUCAACUCCCUACUAUUAAGUGUUUAGUGAAUAAAUCCAUUGUAUAAUAGAACAUGAUCUCUAAAUAUGUUUUUUUUGUGGGGAAAUAUUAGUGUUGUUAGUGGUGAUUUGCCAUAUUGACACUUUGUUCCAAAAAUAGUACUGUACAAUGUUUGAAUGUAUUUAUUUAUUUUUAAUUCUUUAUUUUUUGAGUGCAUGAGUGAACAAAGCCGCUCACUCUGCCACAGUUGCAUUCGUAAGUAUGGUGAUAACACAGCGAUUCACAAAUAUGGCAUUCAAGUAGUGCACAUUUUUGUUAUAUAGAUGCACAAUCAAAGCAUAUACGUCUAAAGGUUACACAUUACAGUUGAACUUGAAACAUAAUGACAUAGACUAGAAUAAUAAACAGACGAAUGUCAUUAUAGUGUUAUAGCGCCAGCGUUAAUAUUAAGCAAGAUGUAAACAAGCUAGUCAACUGAUUUCAGGUAGAGGUUCAAUAUCAUGUUUGAGCUUGUGCUAAGCAAGACAUAUGAGGGAGUUAAGUGUGUGAUGUGCCUAGUGGCCUACGAGGAGCCGUGUAGUGCAGCAUAGAAGAGUGCAGGAGAACUGGCCUAGUGUACUGGCAAAGCAAGGUGAUUUACAUGAGUGGUUGGUAAAACUUGCUAAGCUGCGCAACGAUAGUAGAUGGGGGUAACCCCUAAGGGCCGUGUUCCUAGAUUUAUGGCUGCAGUGCCCACAGGAGGGCUAGAUUUCACGCUAAAUCAUAGGUAGAGUUGUUGGAUAAAAUUUGAGAACAUAAAGUAAAAAUACAGAAGCAUUAAGAGUUAUGAUAAUAGGCAUUGCAAUGAUGGGAUAAAGUUGGCCCCUGCCAGAGAGUCCAGCGUCAGCCCAUUCCCCUUCUUGGGAAUGUUUGGAUGUUCCAGGUGAGUCCUGUCAACCAAUGCCACUGCUCAAGGCCGAUUCUAGCAGAGCACUCGAUGGUGCCGAUGGGAACUGCUUCCAGUUGUCCCAGGGAUGCAGCAUGCGGGAGUUCCUCGUGGGUAUAGGUCGUUUGUGGAACAGUCCCUGUAGUGUGUAAGAGGUUGAGGCUAGGUCGUGGGUGGCCCUGAUGCUUUUCGCCUCUUGAGCGCCUUAUUCUUCCCCCUCAUUGGGCAUGUAUGCGUCACUUGUACCGGGCCAUUCCAUAUUGAGCUUUCCGCUCCCUCAGGGGGUAUGGCGGUCUCCGUUGCCGGCCAGGUAUGUCCGCCUUCAAGGGGCCUUUUGGACUCUCCAGCAGCGGAAGCGUGGUAGUAAUGGUGGGCCCUGCCUCGUGGUCUGCGCUUGUUGAGUGCUUUAAUACGGGUAACUCCCUUUGUCGUUGUCAGCCCCCGGGAGGUGAGUAUCUCCUCUGUGCCUGCAGGUUUCGGUCUGCGUUGCAGCUUCUGCCAGAAUCUAUUGAACAAGUUGUCCAGGCGUCAAGUGUUUUGUGUCGCCCGACUGUCUCGGCCUCGUGGUCGGCAGCCGCCAUCUUGGUCUCUUUGGCUCGACCGUGUGUGCAGUGUGGGCCGACCAGUGGUGAGAGUCGGAUGAAUGGGGCUGUUAUAUGGUGACCGGGAUGACCCCCACCGGUCUUGGGGGGGAGAGAGUGUUUUGCCGCGGUCCCUGUACCUACUUAUGUGCCCGGAGAGCAGCCUCGGUCUCAUGUAGGCCGCAAGCCUCGUCGUUUCAGGUCGGCUGUGGGGGCUCGUGAGAUGCACCAUUGGAUGCGGUAGCCUUUCCUGGUUAUGGGUACCGUGGUCUGCGGUCUGUGGGUGUCAACGUUCGGGUACAGUACCCCGUUUUUUGUCCCUAGACGUGGGAGCUCUUGCUGAGCACGUCUGGGCUGCUUGCCUGCUUGGCUCCGACCCCCCCUUGAGUUUAUUUUUUACAUUUGUACAAAACUAAUUUUGAGUCAAUUUCAGAUACCAAUGGAUUAUACUUUUCAGUUAUCAUCAAUAUCCAGAUAGCUAAUAUUUGGUCCAAUUCAAAUAUGUACCGAAGUGGCUUAUAGAAAGUGACAUUACAAGACAUAAUCUGGGAUGUCAGCAGUCAAAAACUUGGUUUUCUUCUUAGAUGUGAUAAACCCAUCUGUAUACACAUGCACACACUCCACUGCUAUGCUAUUGUUUUCACAUACCACAGUGGGUCAAAAAUGGCCCAGCAUUCAGAAAGACAGUUUUGCAGUUGGAAACAGACGAUUGAUGGAAAAGGUUGAGGGUAAGCAGAUUCCUGCCGGCUAUCAAUCACUUUGUCAAAAAAUGUCACAAUAUAACAGUUUCAAAGAAAUGUUGGAAAUGUGGAACAGCAGCAGCUGGACAAAUUGGGUUCUGCCCCUGUCAACUCAGAGUGGAAAAGCCUGACCUGAUAGGUUCAUAUUGCUUUUUGUUUAAUGCUUAUAACAAGUCCAGAUGAAAAAACCAGUGUUAACAGUGCAGAGCAGUGGUAGUCAACCUUUUUCUACCUACCGCCCACUAAUGCAUCUUUCUUGAUGGAAAAAUUUCCUUACCGCCCACCAGUUUUCGCGCAAGUGUGGAAUAUUUUUUAGAAAGGAGGGUGUUUUAAAAAAAAUAAAUAAAUGUACGUACAUUUAUCUUUUUAUUUCUACAUAAUGCAUGUUUAUAAUAUUUUUAACUUUAUAAAUUUUAAUUGGAAAACAAUAAAGUAAAUUGAAAUUACCUUUACUAGUGAUUAAUGAGAUCCUUGAGGCUGAUGCUGCAAGACUAAAUAUUUGAUAUCUGGUUCGAUAUUCGUAAGGAACAAACGAAGGUCUCCUCUUUUGGUGAUAUUCAGACGACUUCUCUGUUUGCGCAUAAUAGGAUUUCUCAUCUGUGCGUCAACUCAUGUCAUCUCCCUCCUCAAUUCCCCACCCCACCUUUUUUUAUCCCUUUUUUCUAUUUUUUUAGCCUUCCUUAUAGCAAUGCCCAGUAGGAAGGCUUAGCUCAGUAGCCCACUUACUAUAGCCCACUAUAACAGACAGGCACACAUGCAUUCACACACACACACACAUAAAAAGACACAUACAUACAAACAGACAGGUACACAUACAGACACACACAGACAGGCACACAUACAUACAUACAGAAAAACAGACAGGCACACAUAUAGACACACACACACACAAGACACAUACAUACAGACAGGCACACAUACAUACAGACACGCACACAUACAUACAGACACACGCACACAUACAUACAGACACACACAUCCAUACAAACAGACAGGUACACAUACAUACAGACACACACAUACAUACAGACAGGUACACAUACAUACAGACGCACAUACAUACAAACAGACAAGUACACAUACAUACAGACACACACAUACAUACAAACAGACAGGUACACAUACAUACAGACACACAUACAUACAAACAGACAGGUACACAUACAGACAGACACAAGACACAUACACACACACAUACAUACAGAUAGACACACACACACAAGACAUACAUACAUAGACACACACAAGACAUACAUACAAAGACACAUACACACAAACAAACACACACAAAAUAUUUUUGUCACCCUCCUGUUUCCUACCUUUUAGGUGCAGGAGGGUGACUUUCCCUGGGGUCCAGUGGUGGCUCAGGUGCAUGGGAGUUAGAGUUCCCACUCUGACUGCCUGGUCUUCCUCCCGCGCAGCUCUCAGUUUUAGCUGGGAGGAGUGACGUGCAGUCACUUCCUCCCAGCGUGUGAUGUAAUAAUAGGGGGCCCGGUCGCGCUGUUAAAGCGCCCAGUGCUGACCGGUCCCACUUACAAACCACAUCCAUCGGGUGGCCCUGACAGCAUGGGCCACCCGAUGGACCCCUUGGGUGGCGACCCCGGCGGUUUGCCUCACGGGCCGGGGCCGAAAAUGGUGACGGCGGUACCCGGUCGCACGGGUACCGCCGGCUCGCACCCGCCCUCCCUUCCACUUACUCAAUCUCUGAAAUCCCUACCGCCCACCUGGAAUCCUGAAACGCCCACUAGUGGGCGGUAGGGUCCAGGUUGACAACCCAUGGUGUAGAGAGAUGGGUGUUGUCAGUGGUAUUAACAGUGUUUAAAUUACACAAUUGUCAACUUUUCAGAGAUUAGCGGAAGAUCAUGUAAAUGAAAUACGUAGCCCUAUUUAUAAAAGAUUGUCUUCCUGGCCAGGUUUUUUUUACCUAUUGCUAUUUUCUAUAUCAACUGAAAUAGACACUUAACCCCUUAAGGACACGGCUUCAGAAGCUUGUCUUAUGCUUAAUGACACAAGCAAUUUUUGUAUUUUUUGUUGUUUGCAUUCAACUGCAAUUUGCAUCUCUCUCAUUUAUUGCACAGACCCAUAUUAUAUACUGUUUUUUUAAAGAACAGAAAAAUGUGUUUUUUUUGUUUGUUUUUUUACAGUUUUUGCAAUAGUAAUGUGUGCAUAAUCAGUGCAGGUCAAGGAAAGUAAUUUAAAAAAAAAAAAUUAGUUGUUCUGAUUUACAGAAUACAGUUAGUUACAGGUCACAAAGCACAAGGAGUAAAAUAAACUUUUAAUGUGGUGCGAUUUUAGAAUUUGGUAUGUUUGUCUUGUAGGUUUAGUAGCCAUCACAGAAAACAAAAUUGCCACACAAAAGUAUAUAUUUAUUUAAAGUAGACAUCACAGGCUAUUUACCGAAGGUUGUUUUGCCACUUUCUACGUAGCCAUUUCACCGCCAAUCUGUGCUAAAUAUUGGAUUAAUUUUUUUUUUUUUUUUUGGGCACACAAACUUAUAACAAAGAACUUCUCAUGUGUAUUUUGUAAAGUUGGUGUGUGCUAUUCCUGUACAAAACUUUAUUUUGUGUUCAGUUACAUCUGCUGAGUACAAUAAUACCCCCGUUCUAUAUCUUUGGCACUAUUUCGUGAAGCUACAGGUGCCAUAUAGGAGACCUGUCCUUUUCAGUAUUCACAGUAGAAUUUUCAGAGAUGGAUUUAAUGGGCCUAUGCUUCAAUUUGGGGUAUUAUAGAAGUUUGACAGUUCAAAAAAACCCCACAAAUGCCUACCAUUUGUAAAAGUAGACACUCCAGGGUAUAUCAUAUGGUGCAUAGUGUGCCUUAACAUGCCCCCAUUUUUUUCACCAAUAUAUGCCAAAGUAUGUGGUAAAAAAAAUUGGGGGCAUUUUUUACAUACAGAUUGCAUUUUUGCUGGGCAUUUUGUAUAUUUCAUAUGUGCCACUAAGUAAAAACCCCCUGCCCCAAAAUUAUGCCCAGGUUUGAUGGGUCCAUGUUUCAAUUUGGGGCAUUAUUGCAGUUUGAAUUUUCAAAAAAACAACAAAAUGGCCUACCAUUUCUUAAAGUAGACACCCCAGGGUAUUUCAAAAGGUAUAUUUUAAACCUUAGCGUAGGAUCAUUUUUUUGUUAGUUUGUACCCAGUCUAGUUACAAUUAGCAUUUUUUUCUGCCUUUUUGACACACACUUGAAGAUGUUACUGUAUAUUUUGCAAUCCUUAUGUGUGCUUCGGCAGUAUAACACCUAAUAUGUUGCUCAGCUAUGUCCUCUUAGUGCAACAAUACCCCCAUGUGUACCUUUUUCAGGGAUAUGUGGAUGUUGAAGGGGCACAUUGGAGAUCAAGCCAUAUCAGUUUUUACCGAACUUUGAAUUUUGAUGCUGGGGACAUGUGCAAUUUCCAAGCACCUUGGAGACACACAACUUUCAUAUUUUUCAAGAGUGGAUGCUUGGCCCAAGUCUCAUUUUAGCAGCUCAGGACUGCAAAUUACCUCUCAAAGGCCACAUAUAUUUUUAAGUAUAAGCAGCUCAUCAAUUCAAAUUAUGAACAAGUGCAUACUAUUUGCUGUGAAAAGGAGGAAUAGUUGGUGUAAACUUAUCUGGGGGUAGUACCCAGUCAUCUGCGUCCCGGGCAAAGCUGUCAUGGGUUCCGAAACCAAAACACAGAGAGACCACAAAGAGAGAGAACACAGAGAGAGAAACUUGUGAUACCGGUCCUUAGAAUGGCCGGGCUAUACAAGCAGAGAAUAGUCAAGGUACAAGCCGGGGUCAAAGGAGUAAAGAGAAACGGAACAACGAUAGGACAAGCCGAGGUCAAGGAUCAGAGAAGACAGGAUAAAUUGGAGAAAACGCCAAGAUUCGGUAACCAAUCAGACAGAUGACGAAAAUCACACCCCAAAACUGGUCUGCUUAUUCGGCCUGGGUGUGGAAAAUUUUAAAACAGUGGCCAAUACAUAGGCCGGGCUGAGAUGGGCAAUCAGGGCAGUAGUAACUGGUUUCAGCUUGUACGCCCCUCUUGUAACACACCCUGCACCUUUUCUGCAGGGUUUUCUCUUUGGGGGUUGAUGGAAUCCUGAAGCAGAAGUGACCUGCCUCCAUUCUUCUGCUAGGCUCCACUGAUGGUCCCCCUCUGCUAGCAGUGAUCAAUCAGUAGGGAAUGGGUUAAUUUUUUAAAAAAAUAGAGGGAAAAGGGAUUAGGAACCUUUAAUAAUAUUUUCAAUUACUUCAGGGACACAAUGUAGCAACGAUCCGUCUCUCUCCACUUCAAAAACCCACAAGAGGUGGAGAGAGGCGGAUCAGAUAUCCCAGCAGCAUUGUGACCGCUGUGACUGGCUGUCACAGCGAUCACAUGUGCUGGGACAUCACGAUUUGCUGUUGCUGGUCUGCCCCUGACUCGGAGGCACCCAGCGACAGCGUUAAUCCCGCUAUCGCCGGCAUCGCGGCAAUCUGGGGUUCAUUUUAAUGCAUGACGGACCGGGUCCGUCACCCGGCGUUAAGGGUCUCCCCAGGAUGACGGACCCGGUCCGUCACCUGUCAUUAAGGGGUUAAGAAUAUAGAUCAUAUUGUAGUCCCAUUUGCUGCAAAACAAGUUUGAAAAGGAAACUGUCGUUUAUUAUUUGCUGACUAAGCUGUGCUCUUAUUUCAAACAUAAUAUUUUUAUACACACAUAUGUAUUUUAGGUUCUCAAUCUAACAAAGUGUUAAGAGUAGAGAUUGUAGCUAUAUUAGUCCAGUGAUUCAGCUGUAUAGAUAUGUUUGUUGUAAUGUUUUUUUAUUGGACUAACAAACUUUCUGGAGAACUUCCCAUUCUAAAGCAAAACACAACACAUAGAAUGUUUAUAAUUAUACUUGAAUAUAAAUAGACACACGCUUCCCAUACUUAAAUGCAUUUAGAUGUAUGUGUGUGUAUGUCCAUAUCUACAUGGAUCAGCCACAACAUUAAAACCACAGACAGGUGAAUUUAAUCAUUUCAAUGGUGCCUCUCAAUGGGGUGGGAUAUCUUAGGCAGCUAGUGAACAGCCAGUUUUGACAUUUCAUGUCUUCAAAGCAGAAAUAUGGGUAAGCAAAAAAUCAGAGUAACUUUGACAGUGGCCAAAUAGGGAUGGUUCGAUGCCUGGGCCCUUUCAUCUCCAUAGUGGCAAGUUAUGUGGUGUGUUGCCAGUAUGCAGUGGUUUAUACUUAUCAAAGGUAGUGCAAAAAGGGCCAACUUGUGAACCUACGUUAGGGUAAUGGGCGCCCACGGCUCACUGAUGCACAUGCAGAGCAAAAGAUAGCCCCUCUGGUCCGACCACACAAAAGAGCUGUAGCUCAAAUUGCUGAAAAAUGUAAUGCUGACCAUGAUAGAAAGUUGUCAGAGCAGACAUUGCAUUGCACUUUGCCAAGUAUGGGGCUGUGUUACCGCAGACUGGUGAGAGUGCCCAUGAUGACCCUUGUCCGCCGCCAAAAGUGCUUUCAUUGAGGACAUACAGCCAUUAAUUUCUUGCCAACCAGAGGUCUCUCCCUCAUAUUGCAUAUAUAGAAAAUAUUCCCAUGAGAUGCAAUAGCUGACAUAGUAUGGUAAAGUCUGUAGAAAGACUUUCUCCACUAUGAGAGCUCAGUUUGCAGCAAGCCCUGAAGGGACAAAGAUGGAUUAAUUUAAUUGCUACCUGUUUUGGAUUAUUUUUUUUUUGUUCCACUAGUUGUGUAGGUUAUUAUGGAUUUUUAUUUUGCUUUUUUUACAUCUGAACAAAAAGAAGAGUUAGAAUAAAGAAGACUUCAGAUGUUCUGUUUUAUUACAGGUAUAAUUAUUAGUUUUAUUCUCCCCCUUACUGUAACAUAUUCAUCCUCACCUUGCGGUAUUAGCACUCAGCGGCCAUGCGUCUGUGUACCUGACUCCUGCGACAUGUUGAUGGAUGCCAGCCGCUGCGGAUGCACACCAAAUCAUAGCCCUACUUCCGCCCACGUUGAUGACAACGUAGACGCACAUGUGACGUCACGCGGGAGACGCGCACGCAAGUUCUGGUGUCAAGGGCUGAUUUCGGCCAAUCAGAUUUGUAAAGGGCUUAUUUAAAUGCAAUUUAACUUUUCCUCAUUACCCUGUUAUGGUUUCCCUUAGUGGUUGUCCGAGAGUGUGUUCCUUAGCGUUUAUUUCUGGUUAUUGACUUUGGCUUCGUUUUGACUUCCCUGUAUUCUGGUAUCCCUGACUUCUGGCUUUCCCGUAUCGUUGCUUCCCAUUCUGUUGUCCCCAACCUCGGCAAGUAUUCUGACUAUUCUUUGGUACGUUAAUUAGACCAUUCUAAGGCCCAGUAAGACGUUACCUUUUUUAGUCCUAGGUGUAAUACAGUUCUUCGUGCUGGAUCAACUAGUAAUCCUGAUACUUACUAUUAUUAACGUCAACCUGGAUAGGUAGGUUUAUUUAUUUCAUUUUUUUAUGGAGGUUCACUAGGUAAUUGGGGACCACUACUCACUUUAGGGUGAAUGGUAAACAUCCAGCUACUUGGGGGGUGAGCAAUGGCAUGUCCACCUCCCCCAUUGUUUUCUUCUUUAGAGCCCCCACCUGUCAUCCAUGUGGUUGUGGCCAAUGACAGGACCCAUAUUAUUAUUAUGGCCCCCACCUGCAGCUCAGGAGUGGGUGCUGGGGGAGGACCUAAUGCUGAAUAAUUUUAUUAGGGCUGUCACAUAGCAGCCAAUGAGUGGGUAGGAGAGAUUUCCCUUAUAUUAUAAUAGUCCACAACUGCUGGUCACAUGUGGGAGAAGGAGGAUAAUAUAUAAUAUAUUAUUAUAUAAUAUAGAAGGAGGAUUAUAAAUAUAUAAUCAUUUAUUUCAUUUUUUUUAUUGUAUAAAUUGUUUGUAUGUUAAGUGAAAGUAUGUAAAUCAUCUCUGCAAAGAAAAACAAAAUAAUAGAGAGUUUUUUAAUCUGUAGGAAGGGCAAUAAGAGCUGUUGUUUUAGAGCCCAUAUGGCUAUGUAUCAAUAGAUCCUUGAGGUUGUUUGCUCUACGGGCGAUCAUUGAAGGAUAGGGUGGUAGAGACUCUUGCAGUUCACUGUUAUGUUUCAAAAUUUGCCAGUUUCUUUUCAUGAUUUUUUACAUUUCUAACUAUCCUGUAUCGCUGUACAUCUUCUCACAGGUUGACCUAAACUUGUUUUUUUUUAGAUCUCAGACUGUUAGAUCUGUUCUUUCGGCAAGCCUGCUUAAAUGCUCGCUUAAAGACUCUAUUUGGAUACCCCAGGGCUUUCAAGCGUAAACAUAGAUCUUUACAUUCAAGUAGAAAGGAGUCGUUGUCCAAACAAUUUCUCCGUGCUCUGAGAUAUUGUCUAUAUUGAUAUCUUGAGUUGGUGUGGGUGGUGACUAGUCCAGUGCAAAAGACAAUUAGUUGAGGUGGUCUUUCUGUAUAAUUAUGUAUGUAUAGAUCCAUCUUGAUGUAAGAGGAUCUUAAAGUCUAGGAAAAUCAUGGUGUCUUCGCUUAGUACAUGAGUAAGUUUCAAAUUGAUAACAUUUCUGUUAGAUUUCGACAUGUUUUUCAAACAUAGGGAUAUAGCCAAUCAAUAGGAGCAGUAUGUUGUCUAUAUAUCUAUAGCAAAUGAGGAUGAAUUCUUGGUAUAUAUUAUAUUCUGAAGAAUUGACGACACACUGCUCCCACCAACCCAAAAAAAGUUUGCAUAACUCGGCGCGGAAGAUGUUCCCAUCGUAGUCCCAGUUAGCUGAAGGUAGAACUUCCCAUCGAACAUAAAGUAAUUAUGUAGUGAACAAAAAAACACAAUGUGCUAAAACAGGGUUUAGGUGAUACUACCCCUUUCAAACACAACAGUGUAUAGUGCAGCACUAAAAAGUCAGGGCUUACCCAUACGUCAUAAAAGGUUUUCGUACUUAUACCGAAAAAAAGAUAAAAAGAAAUAUACAAUGGUACAAUAUUGUUUACAAUUGGUAUGAAUAAAAUACAAUUUUAAAAGGUAAUGCUCACAAUUCAAGAGCCUUUUAGAUGUUAUGGCUCCGAACGCACUGGUUUUCUGUGCUUUUAAGGUAGCAAAAGGAACCUUCUUGCUUGUAUCCCUUUACAGACUCCAAUGUGAUAUGUACAUGACAUGAGACUAAAAGUGCAGAAUAAUAGUGCAGAGUGUUUUUGAAAGUUUACAACAGAUCAUCCAUAAUAUGUUGGUCACCUGGUUUGGAGCCCAUAUGUUGGCUCCAAGUUUUAGCACCUGCUUGCCAAUUAUGGAGUGGAUGGAAUAGAUAUUUGUCCCAGAGGACUCAAAUUAUUGAUAAAAAUAAUUUAAACUUUUAUUAAAAUACAAACAAAUAUCUAGUAGAUUUCCUAAUCCCUGGGUUUUCAGAGGGCUUCCAUGCGGGUAUUGUACAUAUGCCUUCAGGGAAUCUAGAAUGCCCUAACAUGCAGUCAGCACAGCAGAACCCAACGGCUGUAAACACACUCUUAGCCAAAGAAAUUGCAGAAGGGUUUCUACUUGGGCCUUUCCAAUUUCCACCAUUACAGCAUGGACAACAAACCCCAUUGGGAUUGUCACAGGGAAAUCUUCCCUCAAACAAAGACUAAUCAUAGACUUGUCGGCACCACACACCUCUGCUACCCCAAGUCUCAACUCCCUCAUUCCGAGGAGUUUUCCUUACAAUACGCCACCAUUACAGCUAUCACUCAUGCAGGGGUUGGAGCUUGGUUAAGUAAGCCUGAUAUCAUCAACGCAUUCAAACUGCUACCAAUCCACCCCACACUUUGGCACUUACAUGGCAUUAAAUGGGCAGGUAGUUACUAUUUCUUCUCCUGCUUAACUUUUGGGUCAAAGAGUAGCCCAAAUAUCUUCGAUAUAUUCGCUGAAACUCUUUGCUGGUUGUUAUUAAACUAAUCCAGAUGCCCCACAGUCAUACACUAUCAAGAUGACUUCUUGAUGGUCGUAAAGAACACCUUUCCCCCUAGAAGCCUCAAGGAAGCCAUUAGACACACCUCUGGAUUUUAUUGGUCAAUGUAUCAUUUAAAUGACGACAGUUAAGCAAUGGCUUCAUUCAUGCCUCAGACGAAGGCACUUUAGCAGCGCCCGAAACGCGCAUCAGGCUUCUUUUGUAGAUUUUAAAAUCACUGCACAAGCUUAAUUUAUCACUUUCAUUAUAGUGGGAGGUUUGUUGUGAGAUGUUACUCUCACAUGUCUCAACCUGUUCAUAUACCAACAAUUAGUCAGCAAGGGACAUUAGUAUCUUCUUAGCCCUGCAACUUUUCAAAUUACUUUGGAUCAUAAAGCAAUAGUGUAUCAUAGAGAUUGUGAUACAUUAUGUCCAUAUUUAUAUAGAAUACAUGCUGAGCGGUUUUGUAGCAUUUAACUACUCAGACCAAGGAUUUAUGAGAACAGCAGACUAUAGGAAUCACAGCUGUCUCAAUUAAAAAGAAGGUGACAACAUAGAACAUUGAUUGGGGGAAUUCCCUGCUUUGGUGCGUUCCCUUAUGUUCGUGGAAAUUUCCCCGAACAUAGACCAGUGCACCAGAGCAGGGAAUCCCUUAACUCCUCACUUACCGACCAAUUCGUUCUACGAUCAGGUCGUAGGAACAGAAAUUGGUCAGCAAGUGAGGAGUACCUGUACUUGAAAAAUGUUUUGAGGUUGGUUUUGCAUUCUUUGGCAAUCAAUUUCUCAUUUUCUAGUUUAGCCACUUUGUCUUUUUGCGAGCUUUAGUGGUUCCUUGUAUCUUAUUACAGUCCUAGAGUGGCCUAGCCAGUCUCCAGACAUUAAUUCCAUAGAAAAUCUGUGGAAGAAGUGGAAAAUUCGAGUUGCCAAACGUCAGUCUCGAAAACUUAAUGACUUGUAGAGGAUCUACAAAGAGGAGUGGGACAAAAUCCGUCCUCAGAUGUGUGCAAACCUGUUGGUCAACUACAAGAAACAUUUGAACUAUGUAAUUGUCAACAAGGGUUUUGCCACCAAGUACUAAGUCAAAGGGGUUAAAUACUUAUUUCACUCAUUGACAUGCAAAUCAAUUUAUACCUUUUUUGACAUACGUUUUUAUGGAUUUUUUGUUGUUGUUGUUGUUGUUCUGUCUCUCACUGUUACUGAUAAUUACUUUGAUAGUGGGCAAACGUUCAAAAUCAGCAGGGGAUCAAAUACUUUUUCCCCUCACUAUAUAUAUUUGGGCAUUACUAAUUUUUUUUAUCUCCUAUUUACAGCAGCAGGCCAGACAUUAGUUAUUUUUUUUUUUCAUUACGUUAAAAGGCCAUUAGGCCUGUAUUUGUGGGAGGAUUAUGUCCCCUACUUAAACUCACCUCUGCCGUUCACGCUGAUUUACUCCCCAUAGCAACCAGCCCUUCCGAUCCGAGAUACCUGCCAAAAAGUUCCUGUCGCUGCAGUGUCCACUGCCUCCGACCUCCGGUCCUUCCACCCGGCUUCUCCACAGACGCAGUACCCUGCUUCUGUUUACUCGCGACCCGACACGUAAGCACCAUGUGGGAAAUAACGUUUGGUUAUUUCCCACGUUCGGGCCUAAAAAUAGGAUAGGCUAGGAAUUUGUUUGUUAUAGUCUUUUGUUCGUGCGGUAAAUUCAGUUGACCACUGCCUGUAUAAUCCAUUUCUUACGUUCAUCCGUUCAUGCAGUAAAUUUAGCCGACUACUGCCUGUAUAAUGCAUGCGAAAUCCUCAAACAUUUGGUAGUCAUUGGCGAUACCGUUAUUUCACCUAGUCUUUCGGGUAAAUCAGUUAAAUCAUUCGUUCAUAAAUUUGUAUGGUUUCUAUGCUGCUGCAUGUAUUCACUUAUUUUUCUCUCUUAAAUUUAAAUUACUCGUUAUGUUUAUCAUGUCCUCAAGGCCUCACUCAGCCUCCAUUGGUUACGCCCCCCCCUCCACUCCCAGUUCGGUAUCUAGAAGUUUUGUCUCCAUAUGGACACUAUGCACCUAUCCAUACGUUUCUACACUACACUACACUACUUUACCACUUUAUCUGUUGUUUCCACUUUCGUUACUUAGCUCUGUUUCAUAAUUUCAGGCUCCUCGUAUUACUACGCCUACAAAUAUGGACUGUCAACCUGGUAUCCUGUCAUUAAGUACCAGGUAUUAUAAUAAUCUUACUCACUACGAUUACUUCAUCUCCUUAAGGCCUCACACAGCCUUCCCUCGUUGCGUUGCCCCCAAAAAUUAUUACUAGGGGCUUGUCUCUAUGUAUGGACCAACGUUCAGGUCCAUGUUGUCAGCCUCUAAUGACCCUCCUAGCUCGUCUGAGCACUAACUAACAUCAGAUCCCCUAUCUCUCAGGGUUAAGCUAUAACAAAAUAAUAUUGGUUUCACCAACCUAGUGUCUUUUUCAGCUCUCAGCACUCCAGUGUUUAGUCAGCCUGCUGCUUCCAGCUCUUCAAGAGAGAAACAAACAUUCUCCGCUUACCUGCCUAGCAGGGAGGGGCUUAUUCCCACUGCUGCAGCUGAUUACCUGCAGCUGAGCAGUGGGUUGGAGACAGCCCAAAAACCCUGGCCUGGAUCUAUGUCUCCCAAGAAAACCGCUAAACUGCGGAGUGGAGCACUGGCCCACCCUGCUCUCCAAAUGCUCCACCCCAAGGGCCCAUAACUAAAUAUUCAUUUUAUUUAUAUACACACCGUAAAACACACUCCCCCUGGGGUUAAAAAUCAUAUGCCUCUCUGAACAAUUCAGUUGAAAUAUAAACUCCCUCACAUACCACCCCAUUCACCUUAUCAUAUAUCCCCCUCCCCAGCUCAGACCCAUCGGGGCGAGCGGCCCGGGACCAUAGACAGUGAACUCGGGAGAGGCCAUCUGCAUUACCUUGGGCAAUGUGAGUAAUGUUAAACUGGUAAGGCUGAAGACUUAGGAACCAUCUAGUCACCCUGGCAUUUUUUUCUUUGUUUUGCCUCAUCCAUGUUAAAGGAGCAUGGUCUGUGAUCAGCGUAAAACGUCUCCCCAGUAAGUAAUAUCUCAAGGAUUCUAAUGCCCAUUUUAUUGCAAGACAUUCCUUUUCCACUACAGAGUACCUCUGUUCAUGGGGAUUCAUUUUCCGGCUCAGAUACAUGACAGGAUGUUCCUCUCCUUCAUGUACCUUUGAAAGAACUGCGCCAAGGCCCACAUCAGACGCAUCAGUCUGUAUCACAAAUGGUUUAGUGAAAUCCGGAGCCACUAAAACAGGGUCAGCACACAAGGCUGCCUUCAAGACUUGAUAGGGAUGCUCCGCUUCCGGGGUCCACUUAACCAUAACCGGGCCUUUUGCCUUAGUAUGUUCAGUCAAUGGGUUGGCAAUGGUAGCGUACCCAGGGAUGAACCUGCGAUAGUAGCCGGUUAAGCCUAAAAAAGCCCUGACUUGCUUUUUAGUUACAGGACGUGGCCAACUGGUGAUGGGCGCUACCUUGCUCUCUUGUGGUUUAAGGAGCCCCCGCCCGAUAGUGUAACCCAGAUAUUUUGCUUCUUCUAGCCCUAAAGAACACUUAGCAGGGUUAGCUGUCAAACCAGCAGCCCUUAUACUAUCCACAACUGCCUGAACCUUCAUCAAGUUGGUUUCCCAGUCCGCACUUUGAAUCACCACAUCAUCCAGGUAGGCGGCUGCAUACUCCCUGUGGGGGUGAAGUAUCUGAUCCAUCAUCCGCUGAAACGUGGCUGGGGCACCAUGCAACCCAAAUGGCAGUACUUUAUAUUGGAACAACCCAUCAGGGGUAGAAAACGCGGUUUUCUCUUUUGCUUUCUCUGUCAGGGGUACUUGCCAGUAUCCCUUGGUGAGGUCCAAGGUGCUCAGAUAUCUGGCCUUACCUAAUCGCUCUAUUAGCUCAUCCACACGAGGCAUCGGGUAGGCAUCAAACUUAGAAAUAUCAUUUAGCUUACGGAAAUCAUUACCGAAACGGAUUUCCCCAUUGGUUUGGGCACUAACACAAUUGGGUUGUUCCACUCACUUUGUGACACUUCAAUCACCCCCAACUCAAGCAUCUUUUAACCUCUGCACUAACCGCUUCACGUCUAGCCUCAGGUAUCCUGUAAGGCUUCAGAUUGAUCUUCUUCCCAGGUUCAGUUAGGAUAUCAUGCUUGAUUAUAUGUGUUUUCCCUGGUAUUGGGGAAAACACAUCUCUAUUUUUAGACACAAGCUCCCUGACUUCCUGUUUCUGAUGGGGGGCAAGAGUAUCAGCGAUGUGCACCUCUGGACCCUGCUCACGAGUGGCUUGAGUAGGAUUAUCUCUGGCUAUGAUGAGAACCUCUCGUUCUACCCAUGGAUUCAAUAAAUUUAUAUGAUAGGUCUGUUCUGGCUUCCGUCUGCCUGGCUGUCUUACUUUAUAGUUUAUGUCACUGAUCCGCUCAGUGAUUUCAUAUGGCCCUUGCCAGCUGGCUAAGAAUUUGCUUUCUACAGUGGGAAUGAGAACUAGGACCCUAUCACCUGGUUUGAAUACCCGUAGCCUUGCGUUCUGGUUAUAACUUGCUUGUUGGGCUCUCUGGGCCUUUUCGAUGUUUUCCCUAAGUAUGGGAAUUACUGCUUUUGAGCUACAUGCUCUAUAAGACUAUGGUGGGGGUAUGCUCUUGUUCCCAUGUUUCCUUGGCAACAUCCAGUAUGCCUCUUGGAUGCCUACCAUACAUCAACUUGAAAGGUGAAAACCCUGUGAAAGCUUGCGGGACUUCUCUAAUAGAAAACAUGAGGUAUGGUAUGAGAUAAUCCCAGUUUUUUCCGUCCUUGUCUAUCACCUUCCGCAGCAUAGCCUUUAGAGUUUUAUUAAACCUCUCCACUAAUCCAUCAGUUUGCGGAUGGUAUACUCAGGUUUUCAGUUCCUUGAUUCUGAGCAAUUUGCACAAAUCACGCAUGAUUUUUGACAUAAAAGGGGUUCCCUGAUCUGUGAGAAUUUCCUUGGGUAUGCCCAUCCUGCUAAACAUCAUCAGUAAUUCCCUUGCAAUAUGUUUAGAGGUGGCAUUCCGUAGAGGUACUGCCUCUGGAUACCGUGUUGCAUAAUCAACAACAACUAAAAUGUACUGAUGUCCUCUAGCAGACCUAGGCAACGGCCCUAUCAGGUCCAUUGCUAUUCUUUCGAAUGGAACCUCUAUGAUGGGAAGGGGUACCAACGGACUACGAAAGCCCUUAUGUGGAGCUUUCUGUUGGCAUUCUGGGCAGGAUUUACAAAACCUCUCUAUUGCCGAAAAUAUCCCUGGCCAAUAGAAACGGGUCAGAAUUCGUUCCUUCAUUUUUUCAAAACCAAGGUGCCCACCUAACACAUGGCUAUGGGCUAGCUUUAAAACAGUGGUUCGGUGAGAUUGGGGAACUAACAACUGUUCUGCCUCCUCUUCCCCUUUCUUCUCUACUCGAUACAGCAGAUUAUUUUUCACCAUGAAAUAAGGAAAGCUUAAGAGCUUGUCAGGGUCCACCCUUGUACCCUCCACUAUUUGCACAUUCUCUCUUGCUGCUGUCAGGGACAUAUCUUCCCAUUGGGCUGCUCGGAAGUUACCAGGGGGACCUUCUUCUAUAGGGCCUUCAGUAUGGGGAGGUUCUACCUCAUUACCCAGGCACACCAAGGGUGUCUCUUGCUCGAUACCCAAUUCACAUUCUAUGUCGGAGAAAGGAAAAAUAUUAUCUAUACACUCUACCCCGGGUAGCUCCUCAGAGCGCAUUUUCGGAUAAGCAGAGCACUUUUCCCAUAGGUGGCAGAAAUGGGGAAAGUCCCUCCCUAAUACCACAUGCCUACAGAGCAUUUAACCUGUCCUACCUCGGUGCCAAACUCAACAUCUGCCGUGGGGUACGUGUAUACACACAAUAUCAAUCACUUGUCUGGUAUCUAAUUUCUCUGGCUGAACACUUUUUAUCAAGGUAACCGCACUCCCUGAAUCAAUCAGAGCUUGUACAUUCUUUCCUUCCACCCUCACCAUUAUUAAAUGCGUUGCAUUAAUAGCACUAGUCACCACACACAUCUUUGAGCAAGUCAAUACACUCCUAUGCAGAGCCCUUGUUCCUACAUCACACUGCAUGGGCUCUUCAUUCUCUGGACAGUUACGUGCAAAAUGUCCAGGCUCAUGGCAUUUAAAGCACCAGAGUUGUCUCUCAGCUUGGUCGUGUAGCCGUAAUGGAGCUGGUGGGUACCUUCUGCCACCCCAGUCAUAUGGUCCAAGGUUCGGUACAAAGUUUUGUCCUUUGUUUCCCACUUUCCCGCUUAUCCGGUUGUUAGCAGGUCGGGACUUCUGAUGGCUCCCUGGCGACAAAAUACCUCUCAAUCAGGCACAUCAUUGCUUCUGGAUCCUGAGGGUCCCCUUGGCAGACCCAUUGUCGCAGUCCUGUUGGCAGGUGUCUGAGAAAACGGUCCAUAACAACCAUCUCCACUAUCUUGGUAGCAGGGUUGCGCUCUGGCUCCAGCCAUUUCUGAGCGAGCCUGAGCAAUCCAUACAUCUGGACUCUGGUAGGUUCACUCACGUCGUAUGCCCAAUUAUGAAAUCUUUGGGCUCUAAUGGCUGGUGUUACGCCUAUGCGCUUUAGAAUUUCAGCUUUAAGUUGCUUGUAAUCCUGGGUCUGGUCGGAAGGUAGGUCUUCAUAGGCUUUUUGGCACUCCCCACUCAGGCAUGGAGCUAGAAGCCCCGCCCACUGGUCCAAUGGCCAUCUUUCCCGGGCAGCAACCCUCUCGAAAAUGGUGAUAUAAGCCUCCACAUCAUCUAUCUCUGUCAUCUUAUGCAGGAAGUCAGUGGCACGGAUAUGGGAUCCCCUUUCCCAGGGGGGGCUCCCUGCAGAUGGCAAUAUCACUCUCUGCAACACCUCAGUAAGGGCAGCUCUAUCCAUCUGCUGGGAUUCCUUCAGGUUCUCAACCUGUGUAACAAUUUGUUUCUUGUUGUACAGCGGUAGCCUGUACCAGAGCUUUCACCAGUUCCUCCAUUAUAGCACCAAGCAGGUAACAGUCUUAAAGGUACAGGCUACUUGUUUAACAGGUCUGCCAAAAUAAAGAGGAAAAUGUAUUCAUACUUACCGUAAUUUUCUAUUCCUGGCUAUUAUUCAUGGCAGCAUUUAACAUAUGGGUAGCUCCUCGCUCCAGCCAAUAUGACAGGAAUACUAAUUAAAGACUUCAAUUAUCCCUGAGUUAUAAGAUCCCAGAAUGGUAGGUUCCUCAGUCUAGUAGCAAGCUGAUCCAACAUAAUAAAUGGGUGGGAAACCCAAAUGCUGCCAUGAAUAAUAGCCAGGAAAAGAAAAUUACGGUAAGUAUGAAUAAAUGUUCCUCUUUCUUGGCUAAUCAUGGCAGCAUUUAACAUAUGGGGAAUACCCAAGCAGUAAAUACCACAGGGAGCGAAUAGAUGCUCAGAAAUAUUUAUUUGCUUUGAGAAGAACAAGAAUUCAGAACCGAAAGACCAAAUUGCAGGUGAGGAUCUGAAGAAAUGUCAAGUUUGUAAUGACUAAUAAACGUCCUUAUAGAAGACCAAUUAGCUGCUUCGCAAAUGCUCUCUGGUUAUACUCCAGACUCUGCAGCCCAUGAAGUGGCAAUCGAUCUGGUAGAGUGUGCCCUUAUACCUUUUGGAACUGGAACACCUCGGACCUUAUACGCUCUCGAAAUAGAGGAAACUGUUCAGGAACGGAGGGUAGAAACAGAGGCUGCUUCACCCUUACGGGAGCCCCAAGGGACAAUAAAUGGUUGGGGAGACUUCCUCCAAGGCUUAGUUCGUUGGAUGUAUACCAAAAGGCACCUCUUAAGAUCUAGGAUGUGAAACUUUUCUUCCAUCUCGUUUGACGGAUUUUGAAAGUAGACUGGAAGAAUAAUUUCUUGAUUUAUGUGAAGAGGAGAGACCACUUUAGGUAGAAAUUCUGGUCUGGGACGGAGAAUUACCUUGUCAUGGUAGAAAGUGAUAUAAGGUUCUUCUACUGAGACCUCUAAUGUCCUCCAUCCUUCUAGCUGAAACUAAGGCUAAUAGAAGAAGAGUCUUUUGUGUCAGGGUUAACAUAGGGAUAUCGUUCAAUGGUUCGAAAGGUUGCUCCAUCAAGGCCUGUAAGACUAAAGGUAGAUCCCAGGGACACUUGUAGACCCUGAUCGGUGGUCGAAUCCUAAGAACUGCCUUCAUAAACCGCCCAUCUGAUACCUGACAUGGCAGAGAUAGCGGAACAAUGGACCUUGAGUGUGUUCAGACUCAGGCCUCUGUCUAAUCCAGCCUGUAAGAAUCCUAAAACCUGGGAAAUAGAAGGUGACUUUAAAUUCAUCACAUCAAUAUGAAGCCAUUCUGCGAAGGCCACCCAUAUCUUAUAGUAUGUAGUAGAGGUAGAAGUCUUCCUGGAACGUAGCAAGGUGGAAACAACUUCAUCAGGAAACCCCUGCUCGCUUAAGGAUUGCCUUUCAAGAGCCAUGCAUGAAGACGCAGUUUGUGUGGUUCUGGGUGUACUAGAGGGCCCUGAGAGAGAAGGUCCCGGAAGACUGGAAGUUCCCAUGGAUCCUCUACCAACAGACCUUUUAGGAGGGGAAACCAUGGACGACGUGGCCAGAACGGGAUGAUGGCUAUUAUCCUGCAUCGUUCCUUGGAGAUUUUCUUCAGAAGGGUGGGAAUUAGCUUGAUCGGAGGGAACACGUAUCCAAGCUGAAAUGGCCAUCUUGAUGAAAGGGCGUCCUGGGCAUAUGCCAGUGGGUGAAAUCUCCUUGACAUGAAGCAUGGAAGAUGAGUAUUCUGAGCAGUGGCCAUUAAAUCCACCUGUGGGAGACCCCACAUCCUUACUAGUCGUUGGAAGAUCAAGCUGGAUAGCUUCCACUCCGUCUCUUUCACUUGAUGUCUGCUCAGGAAAUCCGCAAUCGUAUUCUCCUUCCCAGGAAGGUAUAAGGCCGAGAGACCGGCUACAUUCCUUUGAGCCGAAAUCAUGAUUGGCUUGAUUUCCUUCAUUAGUGCGCCGCUCCUGGUACCACCCUGAUGGUUGAUGUAUGCUACUGCCGCCCUGUUGUCUAUUCUCAGUUUCACCCAUUAAUGCUGAAUGAGAUAUUUGAAAUGUAGAAGAGCCAAAAAGGCUGCUCUUAACUCCCUUAUAUUGGAAGGAAGUUUUCUUGUGUGCAGGGGCCAUAGUUCCUGAACAAAGUGGUCCUUCAGAUGUGCACCCCAACCAUAUUGACUGGCAUCCGUGGUGAUGAUCAUCCAGUCCACCUCCUUCACAGGGAAACCCUUGGAUAGGUUUUCCCAGGAAAGCCACCAGUUGAGGGAUCUUUUUAUAUGAUCCGAAAUGGACAUCUUCAUCUCCUAUUUCUGGGAGGUCGAGUCAAACGUCUGCAGGAAGUAUUCUUGCAAAGGGCGGAGGUUCCACUGAGCCCAUCUCACUAGGCCGAUUGUGGAGGAAAGGGAACCUAAGAUUUUCAUAGUCCUUCUUGCUGUAGUUACUUCUUGGAUCUGAAAUUCUCGAAUGCGUGAAUAUAUGUUUAGUUUUCUGUCGUGGGACAGAGACACUACUGCUGAAGCUGGAAUACCAGCCUUCUGGCAGGCCGAAGUUGACUCUUCUGGUAGUUGAUUAGCCAGCCAAAGCACUCGAGUGUCCUGAGUGUCCAUUAGUCGAUGAUUCAGUAAAUCCUUGUAUGUUUGAGAAACUACCAGGAUAUCGUCUAGGUAAUGGAAUAUUGUUAUUCCCUUCUUUCUGAGCAAUGCAAUCACCGUCACCAGUAUCUUUGAGAAGGUCCUUGGUGCUGUACUGAUUCCGAACAGUAAAGCCUGGAACUGGAAAUGUUGAUCGUCUACACAAAAUCUGAGGAACCUCUGGUGAUGAAGGGCUAUCGGGACAUGGAAGUAAGCAUCUUUCAGAUCUACUGAGAUUAGCCAAUUUCCUUGGUGAACUGCCGGUAUGAUAGAGCGAAGAGAUUCCAUCCUGAAUUUUUUUAUUCUCAAAUGGAUAUUGAGUAGAUGCAAAUCCAGAAUGGGUCUCCAUUUUCCUUCGGGUUUCUUGACCAGAAAUAGAGGGGAGUAGAAACCCUGAAACCUUUGACUUACUGGAACAGGAACAAUCACCUGUUGUCGUAUGAGAUCUCCAGUGUACUGGAUCAGACCGUCUCUUUUUAUCGAAUCCAAGGGAACGCUGGUCCUUAUGAAUCUUGCUCGGGGAAUGUCCAUAAAUUCUAGAGAGUAGCCCUCCGUAAUUAUAGAUCUCACCCAAUUGUCUGGGAUCUCUGCCCAAACCCUUUGGAAAUGUAAAAGUCUUCCUCCUACCAAAGGUGUUUGGACAUAGUAACCUUCAGAACUGCUUGGAAGUACGAAAGGAAGAGGUAUUAGUUUUACCUCUGGUGGACUUGCUGGUUUGACCACUUCUCCAAGAGGUAGGUCUGUAAUAUUCACGGCCUGGUCUAUAAGCCUUACUGUCUCUAUAGGAAGGGUGUUCUCUAUAAGAGCGACGUUCUAGUGGAGGUCUUCUUGGACGUCUAUCCUGUGGAAGCAGGACCUGCUUGACAUCCAGGGCUCUUUUAAUGGCAUCUUCAAGAGGUUUUCCAAACAAUAAUUCUCCCAAAAAAGGAAGGGAACAUAAAUUAUGCUUUGAGGCCAUAUCAGCCCCCCACGAUCUGAGCCAUAAGGCACGUCUGGCUGCAACUGAGAAAGCCAUAACCUUUGACAUAAUCUUGAUUAUAUCCGUAGAGGCUUCUAAGAGCCAUUCACUGGCCAGUCUAACUUCCCUUAGGGAAUCAGCAAUAUGUUGCCUUUUGACACCUUUGUCUAAAUCUUCUUCUAUGUCCAGGAUCCAUACUCUCAUAGCUCUGGACAUAGCUGAAAUAGAGACCGCUGGGUGACAUCCUGUACCAGCUGCCAAGAAACAUUUAGAAAUGUCCGCAUCUAUUCGUUUCUCCAUAGGAUCUCUCAGGGAAGCAUUGCAGUCUGUCGGGAGGAUAGAACGUUUGGUAACUGAGGCAUCAACCUUCGGAUUGGAAGUCCAAAGCCUGGAGUCCUCUUCACGGAUGGGGUAUAACUUAGGCAGACGGUUCUGCAGUGAAAGUCUCUUUUCUGGAGUCUUCCAUUCAUUACUUAUGAGAUCCUUGAUGGACCUGUGUACCGGAAAAGAAGGUUUUCUUUUACUGAGGUCCCCAAAGUGUUUGUCCGCUGCUGAGGUUUCCAACACCUCUUCAGGUAGUUCUAGUGUUCUUCUCACCAAAGAGAUCAAACGCUCUAUUGCUUUAGAGUCAAGGGGGCAGGAGUAUUCUUCAUCACUAGAAGACAUCUGUUCAAGGUCUACUGAACCUGAAUCCUGUCCGAAAUCUUCAUCUGAAGAAUCAAUAUUCACCUGGGGAUAUUCACAUUUGGGACGUUUGCCUUUUUGUGAUUCAGCAAUACCUUCUGCCACAGCCUGCUUAAUCCACGAGGCUAUAUCCUGGGCUGAGGUGGAUGCUUGUGGUUGUUGCUGGAAAUCAGCUUCACCUGCCACUCUAGCAAGACAUUUUUUGCACAGUCCUUAAGAAAAAGUCCUUAAGCAGACUACCGGAUGAUGACUGGCACACCUACAGACCCUCAAUGUGUUACUAUGCCCACGUUCUCCACCAUAUUGUGAUCCUUGUCUGCAGGUAGCACGGUCCUUUUGGGUACAAACAUGCACAGUCUUUAAAAGGAACUUAAUUCCAAGCACUUUAUUUGUAAAUCCACACAGGAGACAGCAGUAGAUGAAAAAAAAACAAUAAUGUAACAAAAUUCCUAUGAACAAAAACCUAGCUCGUCUGAGCACUAACUAACAUCAGAUCCCCUAUCUCUCAGGGUUAACUAUAACAAAAUAAUAUUGGUUUCACCAGCCUAGUGUCUUUUUCAGCUCUCAGCACUCCAGUGUUUAGUCAGCCUGCUGCUUCCAGCUCUUCAUGAGAGAAACAAACAUUCUCCCCUUACCUGCCUAGCAGGGAGGGGUUUAUUCCCACUGCUGCAGCUGAUUACCUGCAGCUGAGCAAUGGGUUGGAGACAGUCCAAAAAUCCUGGCCUGGAUCUAUGUCUCCCAAGAAAACUGCUAAACUGCGGAGUGGAGCACUGGCCCACCCUGCUGUCCAAAUGCUCCACCCCAGGGGCCCAUAACUAAAUAUUCAUUUUGGUUAUAUACACACCGUAACACACACAUAUAAACUCCCUCACAGACCACCCCAUUCACCUUAUCACACCCCACGCAUUAACUCACUCAUACCCGCUGAAGAGUUUUCACUACAGUAGCCACGAUUGAAAACGCCAUGCAAGCCAUCAUCAUAGCAGGCAGCAAAGCAUGGCUGACUAAAACGGAUAUCACUAAUGCUUUCAAGCUGCUACCUACUAACCCGUCACUGUGGCACUUACAUGACGUAAUAUGGAGGGGCAGAUACUAUUUUGCUACAUGUCUCACUUUCGGUUCUAGGAGCAGCCCUAAGCUAUUGGACAUCUUCACUGAAACCCUCUGCUGGCUGCUCCUGAGCAUAGUCAGGUGACCAUCAGUUAUUCACUAUUUAGACAAUCUUUUGUUGAUAGAAACUGGCUCCCACGCACCUAGCAGCAUUCACAGCACCACAACCCUCUUCACAUCACUGGAGGUGCCCCUGUCCCCAAACAAAACACUGGGGGCCACCACCAAACUAAUCCUUCAGGGUAUUGCACUGGACACAGUUGCCUUCAAAGCUAGCCUCCCACAAGAGAAAUUGGCCCGCAUUAGAGACAAAGUCGAUCUGUUCCUUCAGAGUGAAACGUGCACCACGAAAUGACUCCAAUCUUUAUUGGGGUCCCUUAGCUUCGCCAUGUGGAUCAUUCCACAGGGCAAAUCAUUAGUCUCUUGGCUGCUGUGUCUCCUACACGGGUACCCGACACUGGCACUAUUACCUUAAACGCACCUGCAAGGGCAGACUUACUCAUGUGGAGGAAUUUCAUGUUGGAGUGGAAUGGAGUCUACUUGUUCAUUCCCCCACUAUCCGACCAAUCUCCAAUAAUGCACACCGACGGAGAAGCACACACCAGGUUCGCCGCAAUAUUUGGCGACCACUGGUUUAGGGACAACUGGCCCACUGACACUGCUGCCUUGCCGGCCUUUAGAGAAACAUCAGCCUUGUUUGAGAUUUCCCCCUUCGUGGCAGCUGCCCAUACCUGGGGUCAUCUCUGGACCGGUAAGGCAGUCAAAUGCUACUCUGACAACUCAGCAGCUUGCUAGAUCAUUAUCAAAGGACGGUCAUCCUCAUUAACCAUCAUGAGGUUGGUCCGCAAGCUGACCUGGCUUGCAGUAACCACACAGUUUCACCUAGUCUACGAACACAUCCUGGGCCAAUAAAGAAUAUCCUUAAAGGUUUCCAUAAAGCCAUGGGUCCCCUUACAAAUAGCAGACUGCCUAUUGAUGGGCCCAUAUUCAGACAACUUAGCGACCUCUUAGAUGCCUCCCCUUUUGAUUCUCAGACCAGUUCAAUUAUUAAAGUCGCUAUAUUCAUUGCCUUCUACGGCUUUCUUAGGCCUAGAGAAUUCACUGUCAUACGCCAGUUAGAUGCCCACCUUAAGUCUCAAGCAUUCUCACUUGACGAAAGUCAAUGACCAUUAUGUCCUUUCGUUACUUACGUCCAAAACAAACCACACCAAUCAUCCCACUACCAUUCCUCUCUUCCCUACCGGACAUGCCUGGUGCCCAGUUAAAGUACUUGAUACGUUCCUAAGUUCUCACCACAUUCACUCACCUAACACCCCACUACUACUACUCCAUGGUCACCCACUCACCACUGCCAAGUUCACGUUUCACAUCAGAACUCUGCUACUAAGGUCAGGCUUCAACCCCGCUUCCUUCUCUGGUCACUCCUUCCGGAUAGGAGCAGCUUCAUCAGCAUCUAGCUCUAACACGCCAGUCCACAUCAUCAAGAGACUGAGUCGUUGGAAAUCCUCAAUUUACAAUGCCUAUAUCCCAUGACCGGAGAAAGAACUAAGACAAGCAUUCAAAUGUUUAGCAUUAUAAGAAGCAAUAAAGUGUGCUUUUCUGCAUCCUCCUUUUUGCCCUCUUUUUAUUACAGGCCUACUCGUUCAUUGGUUUCGGCACUCCUCAGCCAACUCUGCAUCUUCUAACACAUUCCAUAACCAAUUAAAUUCCAAGCACAAGUUAAAAGGCCAUUAGGCCUGUAUUUGUGGGAGGAGUGAUGUCCCCUACUUAAACUCUGAGCCCCUACUCACCUCUGCCGUUCACGCUGAUUGACCCCACCCACCUGCACCCAUCACUCAUUACAUUAUCAUCACUUUAGUAGGCCCUCUUUUUAUAUAUAUAUAUAUAUAUAUAUAUAUAUACAUAGAGAGAGAGAGAGUUCAAACUGAUGGUCCGCACUCACUGUCUUGGUAAAAUAUAACUUUUUUUAGUUACAUAUAAAAGAAAAGAUGCCAAUAAUUGAUCGACGUUUCAGUCCCGGUUCGGGACUUUCCUCAGGACAGCAUAACAAUACAUAAAACAGUGUAACUUUAUAUAAGAAUUUGGAAUGGAAAUUUUCCUUAAUAUAACUUAACGCAUAUGGCCAUAUGUAGAUAGUAAUCUUUUUGUUGUCAGUGGCAUUGAUAGAUUUAGCCUUAGCUACGGGGGUUUUAUUAAGCCCUUAUAAGUCCCCUCUACUGACCAUCUGUCAUGCACCUGAAAUUCUUUAUAGUCUUUGGAUCCACACAUUAGAAACACAUGUAUGUGAUUUCCUGAAAUAGGGAUUUUCUUCUAGCCUUUGAUAUAUAACAGUAGAUUAAUAAUAUUUUUUUUGAGUAAUAGAAAUCGAUAAGUCUUUGCUAUAUAGUUGCUCUGAACCUUUUUCAUAUCUGUUUAAUCUUUUUUUUUUUUUUUUCUUCAUGUUUAUAUGUAUUAACCAUGAAUUGAGUGUAUGAUACUAAUACUUAUGAUACCAUAAUAUCAUUCUACUGAAUACUGGUUUCUUCAAGCACAGCCUUUGCACUCUCUGUUUCACUAUACCUUGCACUUUAAUUCUAUGCACUGGUCACUUUAAUCACCACUUUCCUACAAUUCAGCAAGGCACGGUGGUAUAUAUAUACUUGGUAUUUCAUAUGUUGAUGGUAGACGCAAAUUAGUGCAGCCUUACCAUCUUUACACACUAUUCAUAUCGAUUAAAAUAUGAAUUCCUUGUAUCACUGCAUCAUUUGAUCCCAUUGCACUUUAUUAUCUAUAUCAAAUUCCUUUUAGUUUUAUGCACAAUCAGAUUCCACGCUGGUUGCUAUGGCGACGCCAGGAAGCCGAUCCUCGACACACCAGGAGGGCGGGCUAGUCCCCCUAUUGCUGUCCUAUGAAUGACGAGCAUCUGGCGUUUCCAUGGCGGCACGUACACCAUGCGGCACUACAGCAGCACGUAAACAUUAAACGCGGUCACACGCACGUGCAGUAGGCACAGGUAGACGCGGGUGAGACACACCUGGUAUAAGUUAAUGCAUUCCAAUUUCUUAUAUAAAGUUACACUGUUUUAUGUAUUGUUAUGCUGUCCUGAGGAAAGUCCCGAACCGGGACUGAAACGUCGAUGAAUUAUUGCCAUCUUUUCUUUUAUAUAUAACUAAUAAAAGUUAUAUUUUACAAAGACCGUGAGUGCAGACCAUCAGUUUGAACUCUGCAUAUCUGGAUGACCCAGGCCCAGCACUUCUAAGUAUAUAUACAUUUCUUCAGCCAGAAGUGCAAGGAAAUUAUGGAAUUAUAUAUAUAUAUAUGUAAAUAUAUAUAUAUAGAAGGCGUAUGCCUUAAGUUGUGGGAGGGAUUUAAGUCCUAUAUAACCCAGUAAACCCCUUGCUUACCUGUCUUCGUCGAUUCUGGAAAUUCCCGCCUUCGCUUCCGGUUCACGCAGACCUCUGACGUCAAUUUUCCGCGACGCUCGUAAAAUUACUGUCAGGAACUCGCACGCCAAGCUUUGUGAGUAUAAUCACACGAACGGAAUCCAUAUGGCAAUUACAACCUUAACUGUAAGUCUAUUCGAACAAACUUUUACACACUCUUUCGUUUAAAACAAACUUUUCGUACGCUGAAAUCAUUCGGCUGUAUAACACUCAAGUUCGUGCAAAACAUACUAACCAGUCAGUUCGGCUCAAUCCACUGUUCGGGACCUUUUAUAAACAGUUUCAUGCAAAUGUCUACUCAGUCACUUUGCCAUGCACUAUACAGGGAGUGCAGAAUUAUUAGGCAAAUUAGUAUUUUGACCACAUCAUCCUCUUUAUGCAUGUUGUCUUACUCCAAGCUGUAUAGGCUCGAAAGCCUACUACCAAUUAAGCAUAUUAGGUGAUGUGCAUCUCUGUAAUGAGAAGGGGUGUGGUCUAAUGACAUCAACACCCUAUAUCAGGUGUGCAUAAUUAUUAGGCAACUUCCUUUCCUUUGGCAAAAUGGGUCAAAAGAAGGACUUGACAGGCUCAGAAAAGUCAAAAUAGUGAGAUAUCUUGCAGAGGGAUGCAGCACUCUUAAAAUUGCAAAGCUUCUGAAGCGUGAUCAUCGAACAAUCAAGCGUUUCAUUCAAAAUAGUCAACAGGGUCGCAAGAAGCGUGUGGAAAAACCAAGGCGCAAAAUAACUGCCCAUGAACUGAGAAAAGUCAAGCGUGCAGCUGCCACGAUGCCACUUGCCACCAGUUUGGCCAUAUUUCAGAGCUGCAACAUCACUGGAGUGCCCAAAAGCACAAGGUGUGCAAUACUCAGAGACAUGGCCAAGGUAAGAAAGGCUGAAAGACGACCACCACUGAACAAGACACACAAGCUGAAACGUCAAGACUGGGCCAAGAAAUAUCUCAAGACUGAUUUUUCUAAGGUUUUAUGGACUGAUGAAAUGAGAGUGAGUCUUGAUGGGCCAGAUGGAUGGGCCCGUGGCUGGAUUGGUAAAGGGCAGAGAGCUCCAGUCCGACUCAGACGCCAGCAAGGUGGAGGUGGAGUACUGGUUUGGGCUGGUAUCAUCAAAGAUGAGCUUGUGGGGCCUUUUCGGGUUGAGGAUGGAGUCAAGCUCAACUCCCAGUCCUACUGCCAGUUCCUGGAAGACACCUUCUUCAAGCAGUGGCACAGGAAGAAGUCUGCAUCCUUCAAGAAAAACAUGAUUUUCAUGCAGGACAAUGCUCCAUCACACGCGUCCAAGUACUCCACAGCGUGGCUGGCAAGAAAGGGUAUAAAAGAAGGAAAUCUAAUGACAUGGCCUCCUUGUUCACCUGAUCUGAACCCCAUUGAGAACCUGUGGUCCAUCAUCAAAUGUGAGAUUUACAAGGAGGGAAAACAGUACACCUCUCUGAACAGUGUCUGGGAGGCUGUGGUUGCUGCUGCACGCAAUGUUGAUGGUGAACAGAUCAAAACACUGACAGAAUCCAUGGAUGGCAGGCUUUUGAGUGUCCUUGCAAAGAAAGGUGGCUAUAUUGGUCACUGAUUUGUUUUUGUUUUGUUUUUGAAUGUCAGAAAUGUAUAUUUGUGAAUGUUGAGAUGUUAUAUUGGUUUCACUGGUAAUAAUAAAUAAUUGAAAUGGGUAUAUAUUUGUUUUUUGUUAAGUUGCCUAAUAAUUAUGCACAGUAAUAGUCACCUGCACACACAGAUAUCCCCCUAACAUAGCUAAAACUAAAAACAAACUAAAAACUACUUCCAAAAAUAUUCAGCUUUGAUAUUAAUGAGUUUUUGGGGUUCAUUGAGAACAUGGUUGUUGUUCAAUAAUAAAAUCCUCAAAAAUACAACUUGCCUAAUAAUUCUGCACUCCCUGUAUAUUAAAAUUCUACAUGUAUAUUUAAGUAAUCUUUUAACAUAAUUAUGUGAUUUGAUUAAUUAAAAUUUGAUUGAGAUGACUGACAACACAGGGAGAAAGUGCAGAGAAUUUAAUUCGCAAGCACUAUAUUUGACCCUGUAACUCUCCAAGACACCAUAAAACCUGUACAUAGGGGGUACUGUUUUACUCAGUAGACAUCGCCGAACUCAAAUAUUAGUGUUUCAAACUGGUAAAUUGUAUUACAACGAUGAUAUUUUAAGUAAAAGUUAUGUUUUUUGCAUAUUUUACAAACGAACUGCAUUUUUAUGGACUAUAUUAUUGUUGUAAUAUGUUUUACUGUUUUAAAACACUAAUAUUUGUGUUUAGUGAAGUCUCCCGAGAAUAACAGUACCCCCCCAUGUACAGGUUUUAUGGUGUUUUGGAAAGUUAGAGAGUCACGUAUAAGGCUUGCAUUUCAUUUUUUUGACAUUGAAAUUUGCCAAAUUGGUUAUGUUGCCUUUGAGAGCGUAUGGUAGCCCAGGAAUGAGAAUUACCCCCAUGAUGCCAUACCAUUUGCAAAAGUAGACAACCCAAGGUAUUGCAAGUGGGGUAUGUCCAGUCUUUCGAUCCCCCGCUCAAAAAUAAACCAAGCAGGCCCUCUAGUAGAGAUUAAGUAUUUCCCUACCGGUUCCAAAUGGUGCCCAGUUCAAGUGCUAGAUAAUUUGAUUUAAAAAAUCAGCAUAUUAGAAAUCCAGAACUGCUUCUGUUGUCCCUACAAGUAAAGCCACUUACUACUAAACAGUUCAUGCUAUACAUACGUUCUUUACUGCUCAGACUUGUCCUCAAUCCAAAUUCCUUCUCAGGACACUCAUUCCGUAUUGGGGCUGCCACUGCAGCCUCAAGUAGUUAGGUUCCGACACAUAUCAUAAAAAAAAUGGGUCCCUGGAAAUCUUCUGCAUACAACCGGUACAUUCCAAACCCAGAGAAAGAAAUCAGACUUGCUUUCUAUAAUAUGUCUAAAUAAUGUUGUUGUAAUAAAUAAACAUGUUUGCAUACUUUUUGGCCCUCUUUUUUACAGGCCUAACCUCUCUUUGGUUUCGGCACACCUCAACCGACUCUUGUUUAUCAAAACUACACUCAGUUUAAGUGUACGCCCCUUUCAUAAUCCCGUACACAAAUAUAUAUAUAUAUAUAUAUAUACACACACAAAUAUAUAUAUAUAUAGAUAGAUAUAUAAUGUAUGUAUGUACAUGUGUGUAUGUAUAUAUAUAUAUAUAUCUGGGGGGGGGGUUUUGGGAGGGGGAGGGGGCAUUACUAGUAUUUUUUUAUUUCCUAUUGUAACGGAACCGCUGGCACCCCGACCGGGUACCUUCCGCCGACGGAUGCUCCUAGUGCUUUCCGAGGACUCCAAGCACUCUGCCUGACACCAUAACCACUGCAGACCCCACGAACCGCCGCAGCUUGGUUGGGAUCUCGCCGUCUCCACCCACUCUGGACCCAGGACCAGGGUCCAGCUUCCAGCAGGUCGACUUCUCUCCGAAUUCCAGAGAGCAGGAACAGGAACAAGCUCUUAGCAGAGCUUAGUGAUUAUACCCUGGGGAGUAUAGUGAUUAUAGCAAUCCCGAGAGUGUAGUUUCUCCAGUCCCCCAAACAUGAGCCGAAACUUCAUGAAGGUACAAGGUGAUCUGUUUAUUGGCACACAAAGAACCUUCUUUUAUGCAGGUCCCCAUGCAAGGGGACAACCAAUCACACAAUGGUUACAUCCCACACAUCUCCUCCCCUUAGCCUGAGAGGUAACCCAAUUAUCCAUACAUUUUAAAACACACUUUUUACCCAACUUUCAUAACUCUAAAACUAUACAUCACAUUCACAUAAAACUACAUAUUCACAAUCAAUCCAUCCAGGGGAACAACAUAUUAAAAAAUGGCCUGAAUCAGACCAGGGGUUCAGAAGUUAGCACAAGUAUCUUUUGGGGCCUGGCUGGCAGCAUGGAUAUCUGGCCCAAACUGGUUUCAGAGUCUUCUAUUCUGGAGAUAAUUGAGAAGUAAUGCAAUUAUCUCCAAGGACAGAGGCAAAACUCCAUUAGCCACAUGGCAGACAAAGGACAACAAAAGACAUAAAAAUACAUACUGUUACAUUUAUCACAUAGAACCUACACAUUUCCAAUUUACCGAACACAUAAUAGCAUAUAUAAUAUUGCAGACCGCCUGAAUGCAAUCUGCUACACAGUCUUAAAGGGACAUUGUUCCUAAAAGUCAUAUGUCCAGGGAUGGUUUUUAAAGGGCCAGCAGCAGCACCAUACAAAUCCAAUAUGCCCAAAUAUUGUACUUGAAGGGCCAAAUAACCCAGGGCCAUAGUCAUGUGGCAAGAGGCUGGCAAUCAGGCUCCUCCAACAGCCAGGGGAAAAUCCGGUGACAAAAAGGCGUUUCGUCACACCUAUUUACAGCUGCAGGCCAAGCCCCCCUGCAGGGAUAGCUAUGGUCAGCUACUCUGGCCAUGUGAUUGCUCUCCGUGAGAUCAAUCACGUGGCCCGGGUGGGGGCUCUCAGGUAGUUCCCAAGAAGCAGAGCGACGCAGAGGUAAGUUUGCUGUCAGUUGUGGGGCUCAAAGCUGUUACGGCGUUUUAUGUAUGCUGCCGCAACGGCUUUAAAGCACAUUAUAAUGCGGAUGGCAUAGAACGCCAUGACAGCAUUAGCGACCGCCUAAAUCCCAGCAGAUACCAUGGAGUGCCAGAUAUAAUUUGAGACCUGAGAUUCCUCUCUGUCAGUUGGUCCCAGACUAACAGGUUAGCUGUGUGAAUCACUCCAAAUGAACUCUGCACAUAGCUCCCAAUGGAUUCCAAAUAUGGUGACAGAGUGAGACAACUGGAGUCAGGUCUCCCUGCAUGCCCCCCUGCCUACAGUGACUGGACUUUGCCAGCUUACCUGCACAUACCAUACAGUAUGGUAUAGUACAUAGUGCUCUAAUUCAUAACCUGGGAAAUCUGUCUGGUGAUGUCAGCAAAGGGAAUCUCUGAGGUGGGGUGUAGGGUUGGUGUUAGGGGUAGGGUUAGGCGUACUGCUGCUCAGUAUGAUGACACAGACAGUGUCACUUUACGAAAUCAUGUCCCUAGUAAGUCAAAGACACAUGUCAAAAUUAGGCUGUCUGUCAUUUUACCCUACAAUCUCUCAAACUCCUGGUAAAGAUUUGGGGUAUUAUUGUACUAGAGAACAGUAGCAUUCCCCAUGAGAUUUUUGUGAAAAACACAAGCAAAUUUAAUGGAAACUGUAAGCACCAUAACUGAUUCAUCUCAUGGUUGUGGAUAUCGUGUCUGGAGUCUCUUGACUCUGUCCUUCCAUUAACCAUAAAACCAUUUUAAGUGUUAAACAAGUCCCCCCAUGCAUCCACUAAUAGUCAUGGGUUUAUAAAUAGUAGCGGUGGAUGGACAGAUUACUGUGAUUACUAUACUUUUGAAAUAUUGCUUGCUUAUUGCAUAUCAUAAAAAUUAACCCAUAGAGAUUUUCACUCGGUUGAAUUUCUAUGUAAUAUAACAGAACUAAAGAAAUGCAAAUUAUUUUGUAUGCUUUAUAAUAGAAAAAUUAGACUCUGUAGUAUAGCUUUCUAAGACUGUGUUUGUACAGUUGGCAUACUUGAAAGUUGCUAUCAGUAAUUUAUUACAGAAAGUGAUCAAGACAUAUGUUACUCGAUUUAUACUUGACAGAUGUUACUGCAGGAGCUGCGUCAUACAAAUUGACUAUGUACUUUUUAAAUCAAUCAAACAGUGCAUGCUUGCUAGUCUUCAUUUCCCAUAUGUCACUAUUUUAUCUGAGUUUAGUGGCGUCCACAAGCGGUCACACUGUAUGUCUUCUUACAUGAGGUCAGUAGAGCACACAAUGUAAUAAAGAUGUAAAUUUCUGACACUGUGUGAUGACUGCAGCUUGACAUAUAUGUUUAUAUUCUUAAUUAAAAAAAAUAUAUAUUUGUGAUUUGCAUUCAGGCAAAGAUCACUUCUUCUACAGUGCCAGAGAGAGAGCAUUUGAAAAGGGCUUGACAGAGUUCAGCAGAUUUGGCGUCUUGGAUAAUGCAAGGUAAAACACAACAGUUAUAGAUUAUUUUAGACUCCCAUUAUGGGUUCUUAUUCUGUGUUUGUUAUUUUUUUAUUUUUUUUUACUGAAUUUGAUCAAAAUUAUUUGCAUGAACUUAGUACAUGUUUGUUUUAAAUGAUUUGUGGAUGCUAAUCCGUUCCAGAGCAUCUGUAUGACCUGAAUGGUGUUAAUUGUCUGUGAAAUUGUAAAUUGUUAAUAUCAUGUCUUGUACAACAAUGCUUAAACAUCAUUUGUUUUGAACAGUGAGGCAAAAAUAUAAAAUGGAUGUUGCUAUGCUAGUUAAGUAUUAAAGGGACAACUUAGAUUUAGCAUGUUAUGUAGUUUAUAUAGGAUAUGUGAUUCAGCAAAUUGAAGCAAUUUUGUUUAUGUAAAAAUAUGGAUUAAAAAAACUGCUGUACGAAGUACUUACUAAACCAUUGCUGUUUUUUUAUUACCAUGUAUUACUGAGUAGUUUUACCAAGAAAUUCAAAGUGCAUCAAAUGUAUUCAUCUGAAAGAUAAAUAUAUGGAGAACUGCUUCUACUCGCUAUGCUUCUUUCUAGUCCACAGUCAAACGGAUAGAAGAUUAGAUGUUAAAGCUAAUUUCCUCAUUUUCCCCACGGCAAUGACUCUUCUUGAACCAAUGAGACAUUUAUAGUAAGAUGGUUUGGUUGGGUAUACAUCCUGUGUUCUGUAGUUGCAAAAAGGUUGGUUGCAAACACUAAUAUAUACAAAUGAAUAACACACGUGUUCACCACAGUGGGAACGGGUUAAAAAUAAAAUUUACCCUAAUACAGGAAUAGAUUGUAAGAAGAUUCCUUGGUCUCAUUUACAUACAUAUACAAAAAUACAAUCUAAAAAUGGAAAUAGAGAGAAAUAGCAGGUAAUGGUGUGGAAUCAAUUGCACUCACAGGAUAUCUGUAAAAUUCAGCUUAUCACAAUGAAGUCUCUGAACGGACUGUGACCCUUCCAGAUGUAGGCUGACACAACUAUCCCUGACGAAGUUCGAGAGAACGAAACGCAAGGGGUGGAGAGACCCCUUCAGCACAAGAAUUUUUAUUGGACUUUUAUUUGUUUAUUUAUUUUGUAAAGUUUGUUUAUAUUUUUUGGGCUAUCCUAUUUUGUCUGCUGACCGGAAGGAACAUCUGGAAGCUUCACAGUCCGUUCAGAGACUUCAUUAUGAUAAGCUGAAUUUUACAGAUAUCCUGUGAGUUCAAUUUAAAUUAAAUUAUAUACAUUUUAUUUUUAUCGGUGCACUAUGUUUUGUGUCUCUAUUUCUAUUUUUAGAUUGUAUUUUUGAAUACAAAGGUUGGUCUGCAGUUGCAUUUGGUCUAUUGUUUUCAACCAAAUCUGCAAUGGCCUGACAACCCAGGCCAAAAAGUCCAGAGAAUUUAAUUUGCUAGCACUAUAUUUAACGCUGUAACUUUUCAAGACACAAUAAAACCUGUACAUGGGGGUACUCUUUUACUCGGAAGACUUCGCUGAACACAAAUAUUAGUGUUUCAAAACUGUAAUAUGUAUUACAAGGGCGAUAUUGUCAGUGAAAAUGAAAUUUUUUGCAUUUUUCACACUCAAAUGGCACUUACACGGAUGAUAUCAUUGUUGUAAAACACUAAUAUUUGUGUUCAGCGAAGUCUACCGAGUAUAACAGUACCCCUCAUGUACAAGUUUUAUGGAGUUUUCAAAAGUUAUAGAGUCAAAUAUAAGGCUUGCAUUUCAGUUUUUUCACAUUGAAAUUUGCCAGGUUGUUUAUAUUGCCUUUGAGACCAUACGGUAACCCAGGAAUUAAAAUUAUGGCAUACCAUUUCAAAUAGUAGAUGACCCAAGGAAUUGCAAAUGGGGUAUGUUCAGUCUUUUUUAGUAGCCACUUAGUCACAAACACUGGCCAAAAUUGGUGUUCAAAUUAGUUUUUUUUGCAUUUUUCACACACAAACAAAUAUUAACACUAACUUCUGUCAGUGUUUGUGACCAAGUGGCUACUUAAAAAGACUGGACAUACCCCAUUUGCAAUACCUUGGGUUGUCUACUUUUGCAAAUGGUAUGCCAUCAUGGGGGUAAUUCUUAUUCCGGGGCUACCAUACAGUCUCAAAGGCAACGUAACCAAUCUGACGAAUUUCAAUGUGAAAAAACAGAAAAAUGUAACAUGCUAUAUUUGACCCUGUAACUUCCCAAAACACCAUAAAACCUGUACAUAGGGGGUACUGUUUUACACGUGAGACAUCGCUGAAUACAAAUAUGUGUAUUUUAUUGGAGUGAAAGUAAACAGUAUUAUGACACUUACAGUUAAAAAUGUCAUGUAAACUAAAAUGUUAUAUUAUUUUAGGACUAUACCUCUAUCCAUCCCAUUAUCCUUUUUUAAUAAAAUGCAUUCAGUUAUGUUAAAGUUCAUCUGGAAUAACAAGUCCAGCAGAAUAAAGCUCACAUCCCUGCAGCACCAUAAAUCCCAUGGAGGUAUUGGAGUGACAAAUAUCCGGAAAUACUUUUUUGCCACGAAUGCUGCAGUGGUUGUUAGCUUCAAUAGUCAAGUAAAUAGGCCACGAUGGAUGGAAAUAGAGGAAGCUAAAAUUCUCCCAUUCCAGCUUAAAGAAUUACCCCGGUUGAGUCCUGAAAGAAGGCCUGGAGUCGCUAAAUUAUUUCUAUUGACACAAACUACCCUUAAAGCCUGGGAUAUAUUUUUUAAAAACAAUCGCCACUCAGUGAAACUGUAUAGGGCUAUGCCGAUCGAACUACUGAAACACUAUAUGUCCUCUUUGGACUCAGAUCUGUUGAAGAAAUACCACUUGAACAAUAUAGAUAGUUUUUUCCACGGCAAUACUAUUUUAUCAUAUGAAAAAUUACAAUUUAAACAUAGAUUGAUGAAUGACUGCAAGGAAGAAUGCAUGUUGGUUAUUGAGAAACUGAAAGAACUAUAUAAUAUCUCAGACACCGAUAAAAAUUACAAAGAGUUAGAAUUAUCACCAAUGGAAAAAAAAUUUUGCACGACCCAAAUAGGAAGGGCACAAUAUCAAUGUGUUAUUUACUACAUAAUACCAAACCCACUGUUAAACUUAAGCACAUGCUAUCUUGGGAGGCGGAGCUGGGCACCCAAUAUGAGUUAAAGGAUUGGUUUAUUUUUUUAAAUCAUUAAAGGGAAUAUCUUUUUGCUCUGACCAUUUUGAAAAUCAUUUUAACAUUUUUGUAUCGAUGGUACUUAGCUCCGUCCAGACUACACAACAUGAACAACAUGUAUUCUGACCGGUGUUGGAGAGAUUGUGGCGGUUUGGGAAAUAUGGCCCACAUAUGGUGGUAUUGCCCAAAAAUAACCAAAUACUGGAAAAUGAUUUAUGACCUAAUCAUUAGGGUAGAUAGAAACAUUGAUACUUUCACCUCUGAGCUUGCUUUAUUCAAGAAAUUCCCUGAGUCCAUCAGCAGAAUUAACAAAAUAAUAAUAGGCCACAUUCUGAUAGCGGCCACCUCUUGUUUGCCUAGGUACUGGAAAUAUAAAGAUAUGCCAUCACUUAGAGAAGUACUGAACCUACUUCUAGAAAAUAAAGCGCACAAACUAUUACAUAGAAGUAACUCGUACCUCUUUGCACAAUUGAAGUAUGAUUGGGAUAUGUGGGAAGACGAAAUUAAAAGACCACUCUAGGCACCCAGACCACUUCAGCUUAAUGAAGUGGUCUGGGUGCCUGGUCCAGCUAGGGUUAACCCAUUUUUUCAUAAUUAUAGCAGUUUCAGAGAAACUGCUAUAAUUAUGAAUGGGUUAAGCCUUCCCCCUAAUCCUCUAGUGGCUGUCUCAUUGACAGCCACUAGAAGCGCUUGCGUGCUUCUCACUGUGAUUUUCACAGUGAGAGCACGCAAGCGUCCAUAGGAAAGCAUUGUAAAUGCUUUCCUAUGCGACGGGCUGAAUGCGCGUGCAGCUCCUUGCCGCGCGUGCGCAUUCAGCCGGCAGAGAGGAUCGGAGGCGGAGAGGAGGAGGAGAGCUCUCCGCCCAGCGCUGGAAAAAGGUAAGUUAUUACCCCUUUCCCCCUUCCAGAGCCGGGCGGGAGGGGGUUCCUGAGGGUGGGGGCACCCUCAGGGCACUAUAGUGCCAGGAAAACGAGUAUGUUUUCCUGGCACUAUAGUGGUCCUUUAAAAAAGCAUGUAAUCUGUAACAAUUUGUCCUAUUGUUGCAAUGUAUCACUCAAAUUGUAUGCCUUAUAUAUUACUAUAUUAUUUGUCACAUUGGAUGGAUCUCCCCUUCCCUCUUCCAAGUUUCCCUCCCCUUCCCAACCCUUAUUACAAUGUUUUUAUAAUUUGUUGUAAUGUUACAAAAAAAAAAAAAAUUUUUUUUUUUCAAUAAAAACUAUUUGGAAAAAAAAAUGUCAUGUAAAAAUUCUUAUUUUCUCCCAUUGUAUUCAUAUUAAAUUAUGUUUCAUACCUAAAUAUUUGAUUUUAAAUGAAAGCCCUGUUUCUCCUGAAUAAAAUGAUAUAUAAUAAGUGUGGGUGCUCAUAAUAUGAAAGAGGCAAAUUACGCCUGAACAGACAUAUAGCGCAAAUUAAAGUUUUUGUUUACAUUUUGUUUUGAUCACAACGUGUACAUUUGGCUCAGUCCUUAAAGGGAAACUCCAGUGCCAGGAAAACAAUCCGUUUUCCUGGCACUGCAGGUCCCCUCUCCCUCCCACCUCAAAAUCCCCAGUUGCUGAAGGGGUGAAAACCCCUUCAGUAACUUACCUGAGGCAACGACGAUGCCCCUCGUCGCUGCUUCCUCCUCCGCCACCGCUCCUCCUCUGCAUUGCGUCGGCCGGUGUGCGAGACUGAUCCAGCCCACCGGCCAGGGAGUCCUAAUGCAAAAAUGCAUUUCAAUGCUUUCCUAUGGGGAAAUGAGCGACGCUGGAAGUCCUCACAAAGCGUGAGGACAUCCAACGACGCUCUAGCACAGAUAAUCUGUGCUAUGAUCCAGGAAGUGCCCUUUAGUGGCUGUCUAGUAGAGGUGGAGUUAACCCUGCAAGGUAAUUAUUGCUGUUUAUACAAAACUGCAAUAAUUACACUUGCAGGGUUAAGAGUAGUGGGAGUUGGCACCCAGACCACUCCAAUGGGCAGAAGUGGUCUGGGUGCCUGGAGUGAUCAUUGCUUUUGUACUAUGGGGUUUUAUUGAUGCAUUUCUUGUUUACAGUUUCUCUUUUCUGUAGUUUGUUGAAAUUAAUAAACACCAGUUGACUCAGAACUGAUCCUGGGUGGGUGAACAGGAGCUCUGUAGAUAGAGGCGCAUUGACGGGGAGUAGAGCACUAGGCUCUGCUCCACAUUAGACUCUACUCAGAGUUAGGCCCUACCCCUGAAUUAGUCACUGCCUCUCACACUAGGUGCCUGGGACCACCAGGGAUCAAGAGUCCCCCUCCCUGACACAAAAUAACCCUGAGGAGGGGGGCGUAAACUACUAGGUGUUUUUCAGCCCCUAUAUGCCCAAUUGCAGCCCUUAACCUUACUACAGCCCUAACCCACAACUGCAGCCCCUAUAUCCCUACUACAUUCCCCACGCCCAUACUACAGCUCCUAACCACGUUAUACUGAUCCUAACCCUCAGCCCCUAACCCUCUACUAUAGCCCAUAAUCCCCUACCACAACCCCUAACUCUCUACUAUAGCCCCUAACCCUCUACUAAAGCCACUGACGGUCUAAUACAGCCCCUUAAAUCCCUACUACAGCCACUAACAUCCCAAUUUUAGCACUUUACUACAGCCACUACCAUCUCCUACACCCCCUAACAACCCUUCGACAGCUCUUUACCAUCCUCCUACAGCUCUUUACUUCCUGCUACAGCCUCUAACCCCCUACUAAAGCCCCUAUAUCGCACUACAGCCAAAAACUCUGUACUACAUACAAAAAACUCCCCACUACAGUCCCUACCCUUCAAGUGUAGAUUCUAUCCCCCUCACUAAGUCUCUACCCCCAAUUGCAGCCCUUAUCCUCCCUACUACAGCCCCUACCUCGCUACUACAGUUCCUAACCCACACUGCAUAAUCAAACAUCAGCACCUAUCCUCCCACUACAGCCCAUAUCCUCCCCACUAAAGUCUCUAUCUCACCCACUACAGCCUCAACCACCACUACAGGCCCUAUUCCCCAACUUGCAGCCCUUAUCCACUACUACAGUUCCUAAACCCCCUUUUAAACCCCAUACUCCCCACUACAGCCCUUAUUUCCUAACUACAGUCCAUGCUCCCCUCCACUAAAGUCCCUAUUCUGCCCUCUACAGCCCCUCUCUCCUAAAUGCAGCCAAUAUCAUCCACAGUACAGCCCCUCUCCCUAAUUGCAGCCAUCCCUCCCAGUUCAGCACUAACCCCCUACUACAGUCUCUACCCCCACUAUAUUUCCUUAGCCUCAACUACAGUCCAUACUAUCCACUACAGCUCCCAAACCUCUUUCUAUAUUCCCUACCUCUCCACAACAGCCCCUGUCGACCCACUACAACCCCUAGCCCCCUAACUUCUCAGUUACAGCCCACUACCAGUGCCUGUCCCAGGCAUUGAUAAGCUAUUUGGACACAGAGGUCACGCCAAAAAGCUAUUUGGGCAUGAAAAUGGCACUGAAUAGCUAUUUUGGGACAAAGAUGAUACUGGAAAACUGUAUGUGGACAGAUAUGAUACUGAUAAGCUUUUUAGGGGCAAAGCUGACACUGUAGAAAGUGGGUGACAUAUUACCUAAUGCACUUGGGGGACCUGUAACGGACCGUUUUGCACACAAGAGGUUAAAAAGCGUUUAGGCGAUAUUCGCCUUUUCAGAUGCACAGACAGCUACUGCAAUCACCAAUCUCCCGAACUGCAUACACAUGAAUUCACCAAUCUCCCGAAUUGCAAACACAUGAAUUCACCAAUCUCCCGAACUGCAAACAGAUGAAUUCACCAAUCUCCCGAAUUGCAAACACAUGACUUAACCAAUCUCCCAAACUGCAAACACAUGAAUUCACCAAUCUCCCAAAUUGGAACCAGGGUAAUGCUCCAAACUCCCAAACAGGAAACACACGAAUGCUGUAAACAGCCGAACAGGAAAAACCAUACGAACAGUUUACACUCCUGGCAGUCGCCCUGUAACAGCAUACAAUCCAAUUCCCCCCAAGAACGAGACGACACUUUGUUUGAGGGUCAAGCAGAACUGAUUUACUGGGGCUACCUGCCCGGCUUUUAUGCAGGUCUCCCAGCUGGUGGACACUCCCCUAGGGGACCAGAUGGAAGACUGGGAAACAUAUUGGACAUUGACCAAUCACAAGCUUACAAUCCUACAAUGCAUCACAAUCCCUCCUCUCUGUCCUGGAGAUAAUAAGGAAGUAAUCCAAUUAUCUCCAAGGACAGAGGCAAAACUCCAUUAAACCACAUGGCAGACAAAGGACAAUAAAAGACAUAAAAAUACAUACUGUUACAUUUAUCACAUAGAACAUACACGUUCUAUCUAUCCCCAGAUAGCUUAGAUCUGAGCGCACAUUACUACCGCAUGGCGCUCAGAUCACAUACAUACAGUUCAAUCGCCAUGGAGCCAAAGUCUUUCAUACAGUCUUUCAGUAUACGACUGGGCUCCAUGGCAUAGCUAUCUGGGGUAGCAUGGGUUAAACAGUAAAGUACCGAAUGGACUGUUGUUCGGAUAAUUGACUGCAGGUAGGAGAAGGGAGGUCGGCGGCUCAGGGGUGUUCUUGACUUUAACAGUCCGUAGAAAGGCACGAACCAACCUUUCUGCAGGGAAAAAGAACAGUGUUCAACAUGGGGCCAUAGUCCAGCGGCAGGAGGCAGGCGACCAGGCUCCUCCAGUGGCCAGUGGUGAGGUUGGUUCCGCCACAGGACCCAAGAGGUGGAGUGUUUUACAUAGAAAAUGAGUUUGGUUAGAAGUGUUAUUUUCGUGAAGAGGAGGAGUUAGUGAUAUAGCCACGCCCACCUGGGGGGCACCAAAUGUAUUCUUGCACCCAGGCAUCAGUGACCCUAGGAUCGGCCCUGGGUUGACUUCAAAGUUCAAGUACUUGCUGUGUCCCAUUGACUACUUUGAAUUGUGUAUAAAACCUCUACAAUAGCCACUACAUCUAAUUUCCUUUCAGGAAGAAACAUAGACAACAAGCAAGAAGUCUGGAACAAAAUGCAUCAUCGAGUGAAAAAUGUCAGAAAGAAAGGUAAGUGUAUUUGAUACAUAACUAAUGUGACAGAUUCUCAUUACAGUAAUAAAGGGGUUUUACCAUUUACCAAUAUACUCGUAGCUACAUGUGCUUUAUAGCCAUAAUGUAAUUUCUGUUUUUUUCAGUACAGUCGUUUCCAAAGGUUUUUCUUUUUGAAAUGUUGUGUAAUAUCUUUACAUUAUAUUCAUUUUCAAAUUUUGAUUUUUAAAAUUAUUAGUGACAUGUUCCCCACUUUAUGAAUCCUCAAUGUUAAAGGUUAGUAUUGUGUGUUGUUUCCAGGACCAAAGUGGAUUCUGUGUAUCUUGAAAAUGUAUAUUACCUAGUCCUAACUCAAUCAACUCUAAGCUCCUAACUUUAGCAGCAUAAUUUAAAGUGGCAUUAUGAAUGGUCCUGUGAUAACAUGCAUGCACUCUCAUUAAUACAGAAUAAUUUCAGCAUAGCUCAAAUGACACCUGACAUAAAAUAUAUAAAGAAAAACUGUCACGAGCACCACUAUUCUCAGGCAGACAUGUCACUUGCUUUAGUCUGCACUAGACAAAAAAUAAUUUUAAAAAAAUCCCACUUCACCCCAACCUAUAAAAGUUGCCACCACCUAGGCAAUUGAUAAACUGGUUACCCUAACAAAUAUGAUUUGAAAACCACAAACACAGUUUAGCAGAAAUACAUGUGAAAUCACAGUAUUAUUCUAGAAGUCUUUUCAGUAAUGUGAAUUUUAUAUCAGACAAAGGUAGAACUUAAAGGACCUCUCCAAACUCUUCAUAGCUGAGGAGUAUCCUAUUUUAAGCCCACUUUAUAAAGGUGACGCUUUCAAUUAGAAAUUCCACCUUUGUAAUUCAAUUGGAGGGGGAAACUGGCCAUCAAUCAGAAGUUUGCUUCCUUCUUUUGUAAGCUCCCUUGAGCUAAGUUAGUGGCAGGCAUGCUCUUCUUGAGCACGCCUGCCCCUUCCCCCAGAGAUCUCAGACCAGCCUCAUCAGCAACUCCAGAGCCUACACUGACCCCUGAUCAGACGUGCGAGUGUAUGAGCCAGACGAGUGCACAGAUUCAGAACUUUAUCUAUUCUGCAGCUUUUGCAAGAACUUUUCAGAUAUAUCCGUAAUGAAUACAUGCAUGGAAAAUGCAUGCAUGGAAAAUGGCUUUCAAAAAUAGAUUAACCCGGUUUUCAGAAGAUAGAAAAAAAUAGCAAAAGAAUGGAAAAGCGUUGGAAGUUCUAGUGAAGGUAGACUGAAGGCAGCACAUUCUGAAACUGGAGACCCGUCCAAUCCCCAACAAGAAGUGAACAAAUAGUACAAAUUAAAGAUUGUGCCAAUAUAAAAAGAAAGAGACUAAUAAAAACAAAUAACUAAAAUAAAAAAGAAGCAAAUAGUAGAUACUAUAUAGAAUAUAUAAAAUGUAAUAAAAUACAAUAACAAAUAAGUAAUAAGAUACGGUCCAGGAAUUCUUCCAAUUCUUUUGCAGUCUAUUGCAUACUCAUUGUCUGUAUAUAUGGAUAGAAUGUAGAGAGAGAAAGAUAAAUAUUAAUAGUGUAGUAUUAAUUAACUUGCUUAAAUGCCCACUCACAUUUUUUGGGAGCUUAUGUACAAGCUCCAGUAAUAUCAGCAUAUAGCUGUAUUUUCCCCACUAUUGGUUAUAGGUGUAGGCAAAGUCAGUUUUGAAGGCCUCAGUAGAAUAUGAGAUUUAAAAAAAAAUCCAAAAGUGCAGUAUUAUAACUACAGGAUACAUAAAGUGUCAAAGAAUAUACACUCACACAUGUUGAACUUUGUAUUAAAGGUCACAUUUUCAAGUAUAAAGUGGUAUAAUCCCCACCCAGGGAUAUAGUAUAUACACUUGUACUCGAGCGAUGUUCACACAUGUAAGAAAAAGGAGACAGAAUAUAGUGCUCUCUGCGUAAUAUUAUAUAUAGAGAGAAUUGAAAAUAUACUCACAAUUUUUGAGCAAUGGUUUUGCUCAAUAUUUGCAACGUGGAUGGAACAAGCCCCACUAAGGAUUGGAACGUAGUAGUCCAGGAAGUGGUGCUUCAGGUAAUGAAGUGUGGUGCCAUUUGUCAAAACUUCUAUGACAGCCUAUCUUAUAAGGUCUGGUAAUAUAUAUUACUGGACCUCAUUUUAUUUUUCUCAGUCUCUUUGUGAUUUAUUAGCUCUUAUCAUUUAACAUGGGCUGGAUAUAUUGAAGUUUUGGUUGCUAAUUGAGGAAACAGGGUACUUUCCCAAAAGACCUACAUUUAUUUGAGAAAUAAUCUUAAGGUGAGACGGUUAUAUGUUUACUCACUAGCAUUCUGUAUACAUCUCAUUAUGAAUUAGUCUCUAGGUUUUUCAUUUUAAUUUUUCAUUCAUAUUUUUAAUUUGUAUUUUUAUCUGGAAUAUAUGGAUCACAGUGCUCUUAUUAUUGUGUGCAAUUAGUACUAAUAUAUUAAGUAUGUAAAUUGUCUUGCAUGUAUAUAUAUCAUUCAAGUUUCACUUUUAGUUACACCUAGGGUUAUAUUAUAAGAUUCACAUUUUUUCUUGUUUAAUAUUUAUCUAAUGUAUCUUAUACACUAUGAUACAUGGAUUGUAUCUAGUUGUAUUCAUAUUCACAUGAAACACACUAUUUAGUGGUCACCUGAUGGUGCUUAAGUGAAGUUUUGUGGUCCACAUGUAGCUCAUCAAUCUACAGUUUGCACUGUUUAGUCUGGAUCUUUGAUCACAGGUAUUACCUUUGUCUAGUAGGAGGGUACUUCACCUUUACAAGUUUCCUGCACUUUUUUGUUAUUUAAAGAUGGUGUUUGAAGCUAUGGGGUUAUCCUGGUGAAAGUCCUAUGAUGGACUGAAUGCCGAUUUGCUGUAACCCAUGAGUUAUGAAUAAAGACAAAUCAUUUUCUUCAUAAAGCCCAGCGUGUGCCUUUCUGCAUGGAUAUUUAUGUUGAUUUGGCUGAAAGAGCACCGUGGCACUUAGACUACAAAUGUGAGUGCAGGAUCGUGGAAUAUAUAUAUUUUGAUAUAAAAAUACACUUAGAACGAAAUAAUAAAUAUAUAUGUAUAUAUCACUAUAUAUACACCUAUAUAUAAUAUAUAUAUUUAUAUAUAUAUAUUAAUUCUACAUAUAUAUUUUUGUAAUAUUUUUACAUAAUUAAGUCAUUUUAUUAAUUACAAUUUGCGGCACCUCCCUGAUAACCCAGGCAGAAAGUCCAGAGAAUUUAAUUUGCUAGCACUAUAUUUAACCCUGUAACUUUCCAAGACACCAUAAAACCUGUACAUAGGGGGUACUGUUUUACUCAGGAGACUUCACUGAACACAUAUAUUAGUGUUUCAAAACAGUAAAAUGUAUUACAAUGAUGAUAUCAUCAGUGGAAGUGACAUUUUUUUGCAUUUUUCACUCACAAACAGCAGUUACACUGAUGAUAUAAUUGUUGUGAUAUGUUUUACGGUUUUGAAACACUAAUAUUUGUGUUCAGCGACGUCUCCUUAGUGUGAGAGAACCCCUCAUGUACAUGUUUUAUGGUGUUUUUAAAAGUUACAGAGUCAAAUAUAAGGCUUGUGUUUCAGUUUUUUCACAUUGAAAUUCGCCAGACUGGCUACGUUGCCUUUGAGACUGCAUGGUAGCCCAGGAAUGAGAAUUACCCCCAUGAUAGCAUACCAUUUGCAAAAGUAGACAUCCCAAAGUAUUGCAAAUGGGGUAUGUCCAGUCUUUGUUAGUAGCAACUUAGUCACAAACACUGGUAAAAAUUGGUGUUCAAAUUAGUUUUUUGCAUUUUUCACACACAAAUAUUAACGCAAACUUUGGCCAGUGCUUGUGACUAAGUGGCUACUAAAAAAAGACUGGACAUACCCCAUUUGCAAUACCUUGGGUUGUCUACUGUUGCAAAUGGUAUGCCAUCAUGGGGGUAAUUCUCAUUCCUGGGCUACCAUACGGUCUCAAAGGCAACUGUAACUUUUAAAUGUGAAAAAACAGAAAAAUGUAACAUGCUAUAUUUGACCCUGUAACUUCCCAAAACACCAUAAAACCUGUACGUAGGGGGUACUGCUUUACAUGUGAGACAUCGCUGAAUACAAAUAUGUGUAUUUUAUUGCAGUAAAAGCAAACAGUAUUAUGACGUUAACAGUUAAACUAAAAAAAAAAUUUUUCUUAAAGAAUCACUAUAGGGUCAGGAACACAAACAUGUAUUCCUGACCCUAUAGUGCUAAACCCACCAUUUAGAUGGCUUGCCCCCUCCCUUAGUCUCCCUAUAAAAGUUUAAAACUCGCCUUAUUUUCAGCCCCGCCCGGGUCUGCCGGCUCUGGCUCCAACCCCUUUGUGACUAUAGUAUCCCUUUAAAGGACCACUAUAGUGCCAGGAAAACAUACUCGUUUUCCUGGCACUAUAGUGCCCUGAGGGUGCCCCCACCCUCAGGGACCCCCUCCCGCCCGGCUCUGGAAGGAGGAAAGGGUUAAAAACUUACCUUUUUCCAGCGCUGGGCGGAGAGCUCUCCUCCUCCUUCCUCCUCCUGGGCUGAAUGCGCACGCGCGGCAAGCGCUGCGCGCGCAUUCAGCCCGUCGCAUAGGAAAGCAUUUACAAUGCUUUCCUAUGGACGCUUGCGUGCUCUCACUGUGAAAAUCACAGUGAGAAGCACGCAAGCGCCUCUAGUGGCCGUCAAUGAGACAGCCACUAGAGGAUUAGGGGGAAGGCUUAACCCAUUCAUAAUUAUAGCAGUUUCUCUGAAACUGCUAUAAUUAUGAAAAAAUGGGUUAACCCUAGAAGGACCUGGCACCCAGACCACUUCAUUAAGUUGAAGUGGUCUGGGUGCCUAGAGUGGUCCUUUAAUUUCUCACACCCCAGGACGUACUUGAAAACCAAAAUAAUCUGAAUGUUCCUUUCCUGGUUAAAUACUUUGUUAUUAUUAUUAUUUUUUUUAAUAUAUUGUACUCAUAUUACAUUAUGUUUCAUAGCUAAAUAUUUGAUGUUAAAUGAAAGCCCUAUUUCUCCUGAAUACAAUGAUAUAUAAUAAGUGUGGAUGCGCUUAAUCUCAAAGAGGUGAAUUACAGUUGAACAGACAUAUAGUAAAAUUCCAGGAUUUGUUUACGUUUUAUUUUGAUCAAAACGUGUACAUUUGGCUCAGUCCUUCAGGGGAUAAACAUGCCUUAAUUGCUGCACCAAUUUAGGUAUAUUCCAGAGACCAACAGGAUUUAAACCAUUCCUUCCCAGACACAGUUUAUCUCAUAGAUCUUAAUAAAAGGCAGUCAAAUUAAAACUUACCAUGCUGGAAUCAACCAUGCUACCUCUGUUGAGUAAUCAUUCCAUGCAUCCACAUUCCAUAUUUUGUCAUUGGAACAAUGAAUCCACACUACAUUAAUUGACAAUAUUUUUACAAGAACAGUACAUCAUGCCCACUUGUCAUGUUACUAAACUGUAUCUUUUGUAAUUUCUGUAGCUCUGUUAUAGAUAUUCAAGAAUUGUCAAGCAUUUUAUGUGAUCAAAAAAGCCCUUCUAAACAUCACAACACACCUGGAUCCAAGACCGUUUCCUUUAGAAUCAGCACUCCAGUCAGCCCAGGUAAUGAUGCUCAAAUCUGGGCUUAAACUUUCAAAGGGUUUUUAUGUUUUUAUAGACAACACAGACAUAACCUCAUCGGUAGGGACAAAGUUUUAUGUUUAGGAUGCAACCUUAUUACAUUGCAGUUAACAUCUGGCAUUUACUCGUUGAUAUAUGUCUUUGUCUUGUUGGAUGGAAAUGAUCAGCACCUUGUUAUUUGUAUUUUUUAUUUUAAAAAAAAGCUGGAAAUUAUAUAAAAAUACACAAAUUGUGGAUAUAUAAUUACCACUCGAUCAGCAGGGAUGACAUGUAGAAAAAAACCAUAAAAUAAAUGAAUACAUAGUGAAGUAUUUAGUGAUUUAAAAUGACAAUAGAAAAUAUCAAUGAAAUAAAACUCGCAAGAGAAGUGGCACAAAAAAUAAAUAUUUUUAUUUGUGCAAGAAAACUUUUAAGCCUCUAGGGGAGCUUACUCACCAAUUUGUGGAAAUCACAGUUUGGUACCUUUUAAAAUCAGUCCAGAAAUAAGUUUAACAUAAAAGUUCUUAUCUGGCUCACGGUUAUCGGCUUUCUUCCUUGGGGCACUGUAAUCGCGGAAUAGCUCGACGCGUUUCAUCUGUUCGGACUUCUGCAAGAGCAUAGUGUCCUCUUUCCAUCUGGCGUUUUUAAAUGAUUUGCGUGGCUGAUCCUGUAGCAGGCGCCUGCGUAGACGAAGUAAUUGUCUUGACGUUCUCGUCAAAAACACUGCGCAUGUGUUUGCUGUUCAACUUGAAACGCAGAAUAACUUUAUUGAUACUAUCCACCUUGGGAUACAACAGUUCCAAUGAGUAUAUACAAAAACUUACCGAACUAUGUAUAAAAGCGAUGGUAACCACAUAGCGAAAAUAGAAUUUGGAUACAAGAUAAAAAUACUGCAAUAUAAAAAUCUUUCAUGUUAUACAUAAUCUCACUAUUCUUAACAUAAAAUGACCUACAGCAAUCAUAUCAAGCACUAACAUAAAAACAACAGAUAGUAUACUGGCAUAUAUAAUAUAUAAUAUCACACCAUACUAUAUUCACAGUGAUAAUGACAACAAUGAUGAAACUUCAUAAAUCACAAGGAUAUCUUAGCUACAAAUUAAUAUCAAUCUUCUCAUAAAUAGAAUUAUUCAUCAAUCUUAACUAGAGAGCUUAUAGUACAACUGACAUAUAUAACAUUAUGCAUCACUCUUUAAGGGAAGAAAAUAAUAAAAUAGCAAAAAUAGCGAUGGGAAUAUUGAUGAAUAUUAAAGAUGGAAUUUCUAAGUUACUGGAUAUAAAUAUAUAUAUAUAUAUAUAUAUAUAUAUAUAUAUAUAAACAGACUGAAAGACAAGCUAGUUGUCGAUGAACAUAGCGACACAGCCAACUAAAAUAUAAGAUACAAUGGAUAAUACUUAUUUGAGAAGCUUAUAAAAUGGAAAAAGGUUCCCAUAAAAAAAAAAAAAACUAUAAAACUUCAUGUUAAGAAGUGGAUAGAGAUACGAAUAAAAUAUAUAGUGAUUGAUUAUGAAAAAUAUUUCAAUCCAUAAAAACUUAUAGGUCCAAAACAAUAUUCAAACCUAAUGGAAAAAUAGUUUUUAGUCUAUGGAUCCAUUUUUUUUCUUUCAUAGCCAGGAGUUUUUCUGUAUUUCCCCCUCUCCAAUGUGGAGUAAUCACAUCUAUCCCUAUACAUAUAAAACUUUGAAAAUUAAAAUCAGAACAGUCAAUACAGUGUUUAGGAACACUAUGUUUAGGAUUCCCUCUUUUAAUACAAAUGUAUUAAUGAAAUGUUCUAGGAAUCAAACAUGUAAUUUUCUGAUGGUGCGUCCAACAUAUUGAAUCCCACACUUCCAUUCCAAUAAGUAAAUCACGUUUUUGGUGUGGCAAUUAAUAAAAUAUACAAGAUCAAUUUUUAAAUAAUAUUUUACCUAAAAAGCCACAAAUUAUUUAUAAGAAAACACAGAAUUUAAAAUCCAUUUUAGCCCGCAGCAUUUUACCACAAUUAAACCUGAGGUAAUAUCCUCCACUCCAAUUAAUUUUCUGAAGGAGAAACCCAAUGGUUUUUCAUGUGUGGGAACUGCAGUAAAUGUAGUUUCCAAAAACAAAAAACUAUGGAAUUUAGAAGUACAACCACGAAAGAAAUCUUUAAAAUCAAACAUUUUAUUAAUUGCCUUACCAAAAACGUGAUUUACUUAGAAAUGUGGGAUUCAAUAUGUAGGACGUAUUAUCAGAAAAUUACAUCUUAGAACAUUUCAAUGGUAUUAAAAGAGGGAAUCCUAAACACAGUGUUCCUAACAACACUGUGUUCUGAUUUUAAUUUUCAAAGUUUUAUAUGUAUAGGGAUAGAUGUGAUUACUCCACAUUGGAGAGGGGGAAAUAGAAGAAAAACGAAAAGUAGAAAAAAGAGAAAAACCCAAAUCACUAGAAGUGCUUCUGUGACUUGGACUUGAGUUUAAACUGGAAAUAAAUAAAUAUUGUAUAAUCUGUAGGCCUAUAAAUAUUAGCCUUAAUAGUAUACACAAUGGUCUAAUAAUCCCAAAUCCUAGAAACAUCCAAAGUGAAGUGAUAGUGAAAUGAUGUUUCUAGGAUUUUGGAUUAUUAGACCAUUGUGUAUACUAUUAAGGCUAAUAUUUAUAUGCCUACAGAUUAUACAAUAUUAAUUUAUUUCCAGUUUAAACUCAAGUCACAGAAGCCCUUCUAGUGAUUUGUGUUUUUCUCUUUUUUUCUACUUUUCGUUUACUAUUAAGGGGUUAAGCCCCAGGACAUUUACUGGAGUGUCUAUCAAGGUGACCCUCGGAUCCCUUGGGUGGAUGGUUCACCCGUACCUAGGGUUGAACCCCCACCUAAGGUCUCUAAUAUUUAGUUUUAAAUACAGAAAAACUCCUGGCUAUGAAAGAAACAGAAUGGAUCUAUAGACUAAAAACGAUUUCUCCAUUAGGUUUUUUUUUUUUACACUUUUAAUUUUUUUUUUUGUGCAUCAGAGAAACAAACAUUCUUGCGCUGCCCCGACAGCGGUGGCAAGUAAUUUGGUAGGCAUAGUUAGACUGUAAAGGGCAUUUGAUAUCACGGCACAUUUUUUGGUAAUAAUAGUUUUGCAUGCGUAGAGAGACAUAAGCACGGUAUUAUGUAGAAAUAUAUUCCAGAUGGCAAACAUGUCUAAACGUUAAGCAUGAAGUAGUUCAACAGUGAACAUGUUGUUCCUUAGUAAAUAGUGAUCAGUGAGUUGUGGGAAAGGUAGUGUAAGUCUCAAGCUUAGUAAAUAAUAUACAACAUGGGUUACCAGUUCCCAACAGAGUCACUGUUGGUGAAUGGGCUAAAAGCUAAACAGUGGUGCCUGAGUAUUGAGCGAUGCCUGACAAGAUUGGUGCUAGGCAUGGCAAAGAGUAUUUACUCUUAAGUGUUAAAAGUCAUGUGGUUGAAGUCGUUAUGACAGGUUGUCUGGGCAAAGCUGGUGGUGGGUUUAACCCCUGGCACUCCGCUCUGGUAAUGUAAUGUGUGGGUAUGCGCUGUGGCAGGCAAAGGAGUAAUAGUCAAACAAAAGGGUAGAGUAAUAUAAAUUCAAUGAUAAUGUCUGGCUAAGGACAAACAAGCCGCAGCGCUGCGGCAAGUCCUUGGGUGGGGACACGGGUACCGUGCUCGGGGACAUAUGGCACUGUCAGCCAAUGCCUCGGCUUAUUGGGGUCCCUGGGUGCCACUGGGCUCGUCCGGGUGUGUUCUUGCAACCCCGCUUGACGUUGGUUGCGCUCGCCAGCCUGUAGAGUCUGGUCUACGCUGGAUACCGUAGUUGGUAUACUCCGAUCCCGAGGCUUCUAGCAUGCAUUCAAGUCCAAUCUUCCCGGGGAGCAUCUGGAGCUGUGGUAGGUCGCUUGUACCCUUCUGCCCCGGUGCUUUGCGGGAACUGGUGCCCUUGUGCCUCGAGCCUGGGUUCCAUAGCGGCCCAGGGUCAGGAUGGUACGGUGGGUUCCGGCAGGUGUCCCCUGUGUCGUGGGCACACUUGUAGGAGGAUUGUGGCUCUGCAGUUCGGGUAGUUGGCAGAAUUUGUGCCAGUGUGGCAGGAGCUCCUGCAGAGCACGUCCUGCCAGCUCGCUGGUUAGGCUCCGCCCCCCUUCUCCAUUAGGUUUGAAUAUUGAUUUGGACCUAUUAGUUUUUAUGGAUUGAAAUAUUUUUCAUAAUCAAUCACUAUAUAUUUUAUACGUAUCUCUAUCCACUUCUUAAACCCUUAAGGACAAAUGACGGACCUGGUCCGUCAUGACGGUGAAACCGUUUAGGAUGAUGAUGGACCAGGUCCAUCAUGCAGUAAAGUUAACCCCAGAUCACCGCAAUCGCAGGGUUAACGCUCCUCCGGUCUGCCUCUGUAUUAGAGGCAGACCGGGAGCACCUGAUCGAGCUGCCCGGAAGAGCAGGGAGGCGGAUCGUGAGUCCCUGCAGCACAUGCUGUCAGAGCGAUCACUGCUGCAGGGACUCACGAUCCGCCUCCCUGCUCUUCCGGGUUCAGUGUAAAGUGCAGGGAGACGUAUCAGCAGUGAUCUUCUCCUGUGUAAAAAAAUAAAUAAAGUUAAAUUAAAAUCCCACCCCCCUUUUACCCAUUUUAAAUAAAAAUUAACCACUUCCCUGCUCAUUGAUCACUGACAACAGUGAUCAAUUGGCAGGGAUUACAUUUUACUGUGAUCUGAUAAUUUUCUUUAACCCCUGAGGGUCAACUUUUAUUUUUUAUAACCCUCAGGGGUUAAUUUUACUUUAUUAAUUAAUUUAAAUACAUUAAAAUUAUAUAUUUAGCUAGCUGGGGUGUGGGGAAUUGGUGAAUUUGGUGUUAGGCUAGCUAAGGGCUAACGUUAAAAAAAAAUUUUAAACUAAGUUUUAAAAAGUUAAAAAAAUGUUUUAAUAACAUUUUUUAAAAACGUAAAAAAAAUCCCACCCUCCAUUACCCAGUCUUAAUAAAAAUUAACCCCUUCCCUACCAAUUGAUCUCUACCUACAGUGAUCAAAAUACAGAUCACAGUGUUAUACUGUGAUCCGAUUUUUUUUAACCCCUUAGGGUUAACUUUUUUUAACUCUCAGGGGUUCCAUUUAUUUAAUUAGCUAGCUGUGGAGGGUGGGAGUUAUGGGAAAUUGGGGAAUUGAAUGUUAGUACUGUUUACUGCUAGUUAGGGGUUAAUGGUAAAAAAUAAAAAACCCGCUUGUUAAAUCUGUAAAAAAAAAAAGCUUUAAGAAAGUUUAGGAAAGUUUCAAAACUUAAUAAGCAAAAACUGUUUUAAAACUAGUUUUAAAAAGUUUACAAAACUAAAAAAAUACAUUUUAAAUUGCUCAUUACCACUACACCUGGAACAAACUAGAGAAAAAAUGAUUCCAUGCUAAGGUUCAAAAUAUGCCUUUUGAAUUACCCAAGGGUGUAUUCUUUAAUCAAUAGUAUGUGUUUGUGGGGAAGUUUGAAUAACCAACCAGCUAAACUACUUCAAAAUGGAACAUGGACACAGCAUAAAACUUCAAAGUUAGAAAACAACAGAAUGACUGUGUCUCAAAUGUGCCCCUUCAACAUCCACAUAUACCUGGCAAAGGUACAUACAGGGGUAUUGCUGUACUCAGACGACAUAGCUGAGCAACAUAUGUAGUAUUAUACAGUCGUAGCACACCUAAGGUUUGCAAAAUAUACUGUGCAAACUCACUUUGUGUGCCAAAAUGCAGAAAAAACGCUUAUUACCACUACACUUGGUACAAGCUAGCGGAUAAAUGAUCCCACGCCAAGGUUCAAAAUAUGCCUUUAGAAAUACCCUGGGAUGUCUUCUUUAAGAAAUGGUAUGCCUUUAUGGGGUAGUUGGAUUAUAUAGCCUGCUAAAAUGGGACAUGGACACAGCGUAAAAAUUAAAAGUUUGAAAAAAAACUGGAAUGACUGUGUCAAAUGUGCCCCUUCCAUGUCCACAUAUACCUGGCAAAGGUACGUAUGGUGGUAUUGCUGUACUCAGCUGACAUAGCUGAGCAACAUAUGAAGUAUUAUACAGUCGUAGCACACGUACAAUUUGCAAAAUAUUCUGUGCAAACUUUCUUUGUGUGUCAAAAAGGCAGAAAAAAUGCUUAUUACCACUACACUUGGUACAAGCUAGCGGAAAAAUUAUCCCACGCUAAGGUUCAAAAUAUGCCUUUUCAAAUACACUGGCAUGUCUUCUUUAAGAAAUGGUAUGCCUUUAUGGUGUAGUUGUAAUACAUAGCCUGCUCAAGUGCUCCAAAGUGGGACACGGACACAUCAAAACCCUCCAUGAAAAUUCACACUGAAAAACCUGAACUUGUCACGUCUCUUACAGCACUGUAACUUCGCAAAAUAGUGUCUAGCUCAUACAUUGGGCAUAUUGUUAUACUCAGAAGGUGUAACUGAGUAUAAUUUGGGGAUUUUUUAUGACAGUGGUACAUAUUAAGUGUAAGAUAUACUCAGCAAAAAUGCAACAUAUAUGUUAAAAUGACAUUUUUCUCUCCCCUCACCACAAACAUUGACAAAAAUUGGUGAUAAAAUGGUGACAAGUUAAGGCACAAUAUACACCAUAUAAGAUACACUGGGGUUUCUGCUUUAUCAAAUGAAAGCCCUUUGUGUGGUUAUUUGAACAGUCACACUGCUAUAAUACCCUAAAAUGAGACAUAGGCCCGUCAAAUCCAUCUAUGAAAAUUCUAACUAUAUAAACUGAAAUAGUCUUGUCUCUUAUAUGGCACUGUAGCUUUACAGAAAAGUGCCAAAGGCAUACAAUGGGGGUAUUGUUAUACUCAGCAGAUGUAGCUGAACACAGCACUUGAUUGGUCCCUGCAGGAGCCACCCGAUGGGCCUCCGUAGUGCGCGGGCCGCACAUAAUCCUUUGGUGGGCCGCAAGCGGCCCGUGGCCCAUAUGUUGUGCAGGUCUGUUGUAGAUUGUUCAGAAACAUUCCAUGGUAGGAUAGAAACUGUGUCACUAACAACAUUUUGUGAAUUAGUUGUGGAGGCAUGUAAAUAUCUUAGUGUUUUCACGUUUUAUGAAUGUGUUAAAAGUAAAUGGUUUAACAGAAAUGUUAUGGCAGUCUUUAUUAGAUUAAUUACCUGCCACAAUGUAAAAAUCUUGGUUCCCAUGUAAACCAGUGAUAUUCAGAGUAUAUUCUUUAAUUUUGGCCUGUCUGCCUGUGACUGUGUGCAACUGACUAUGUGCCAGGACUGUGUGCAUGUGGGUGUAUUUUACAGUAUGUGUGUAUAUGUGUGCAUCUGACUGUGGGAGUGUGUGCAUGUGACACUGCAUAAAUACACACCUGCAUUCACACAUGGUCUACAUUGCCUGAAUUAAAUACUGAUCACAAAUAUCACUCACAGUCAGAAGAAACAUAUAUCACACAUAGUCAGUACACCCAUAACAAAUAUCAUACAAAGGGUUGCGGAGGCGCAUAAUAGAUGCCCAGCACACUGGACUACAAGAGAUCAGCAUGCCCUCAUCCUUGCAAGGUAACAACAGGGAUGGGGAAAUUAUUUUUUUCUUUUUUAAUAAUUAUUAAUUUAAUAAAGACCCCUAUACAAACCGUACACUCCUGUACACACACUAUACAUGGAUGAGAGGGUGUGAUCAUGGAGGGUCACUGUGAAGAUUUUUCGCACAGGGUACCUAAAGGGCCCCCUGGUCUGUGUAAGGUAAAAACUUGAUUGCAGCAUAUUUUGUUCCUAGUAAAUCUAAACUGAUGAUUUGUGGUCUUACUAAAAUACAUGUCAGCAGUCAUAUUUGUGAUUUAUGUAUGAACUUUAUUAAAAAUAUUUUCCUUUGUGGACUAAAAGAAUACAACUAAUGAAUCUGAAUAGCUGUUUUUCACAUAGCUGUAAAUCAGUUCGCAAUAGAGGACAAAUUCAAUUAUCUUCUGGCACUAAAAGAAAUGAAGCUAUUUUCAAAAAUUAGUUUUUAGCCAUGUACACAUGAUUGAAAAUAACUUAUAAUAAAUUAUUUGAUUAAAGAAAAUGUGAGAAAAUAAUUUAUGUUUUUAUUUAAUUUCUAAUUUCAUGUCAAAAGUCUCUUUAUUUUGAUCAAACUUGUGCACUGUUCUAUACAACAAAAUAUAUAACUGCUAGACUAGGAGAUUUUUUUUGGUACGGGCUGCAAAUCGUCUGAAUUUGGGCCACUCGGGUGAUCAUGCAAAUUUCCAAACUGCAAGAUGAAAUGUAGCCGAAAAACGAACCAAAACUAUCGAGCAUGUUAGUUCAAUUUGUGAUUCAGAAUUCCACCUUCCAAAAAAAAAAUUAAAUAAUAAAGAUGAUGGGUGGGGAAAAAAGAUGGUUGAAUGCUAGGUAUCAGCCACAAGUGUGACCACGUGGUUAUCCCUUGAGAAAGGCACUAGUAGCUGUGCCAAAACAUUGGGGUUUUGUUCUGUACACGUGUCCAGCCCUUCGAGGUAAUAAGCAAGUGAGCUUUUAUGCCUGUUUGAUUUAGAGCAUAUUGUAUAGCCUCUGUCACUGGUUGUUAUAGUCUUCUAACAGUGUUUGUUUUGUAUUUUUGUUUGAUUUACUUUGUUUGUAUUAUAAAGAGAUUUGUAUUAUUAACUAAAGUGUUCAUCUUUCUGUAUAUAGUAAUGUGUUGUUUGGCAUUAAUGGAUACCUCUUUAAGAUAGCACCCAUAGAUGUUAUGUGAAUUGCAGCCACUUUCCAAUUGAAUUUGUUUCGUUAUCAUUUUCCCAGUGUCCCUAUGUGUCUCAUUCCCCCAGUGUCCCCAUGUGUCUCAUUUCUCCAGCCUUCCAUGUGUCUCAUUCCUCAAGGGCCCCCCUUGUGUCUAAUUCCCCCAGCCCCCCCCCCCUCCCAUUUGUGUCUAAUUCCCCAAUCUCCUCCUCCCCCCAUGUGUCUCAUUUCCUUCUCUAGCCCCCGAUGUGCCAGCUUACCUCCUACUUGUAGAGUGCCCGAGCCACGGACUGGAGUUGAGGCACUUGUUUCCCUCUCCCCCGUCCAGCAGUAAGCUGUUCUGCGUGCUCAGUGUGCACACUUCCCAUCAGGCCAGGGAGAGGAAAAUAAUUUCCUCUACCCAAGUCCGUGGCUCGGCCAUGCUACAUACAGAGACUGGCAGAAGGGGAGCGCUAUGCAGUGCAUUCUCUUCCUGCCGGUCAGGCGGAUGCAGCGUCCCUUGGGCCUGUGCCAGAAUAGUGCCACGAGCACAGUCUGAAGAGCCGCAUUUGACUCACAAGCCACAGUUUGACCAUGUGUGAUCUAUUCAUUACACCUGCUUCAUUAAGCUAAAGUUGUUUUGGUGGGGUGCUUACAAGGUCCCUUUAAAGGACCACUAUAGGCACCUUAAUGAAGUGGUCUGGGUGCCUGGUCCAGCUAGGUUUAACCCUUUUUUCUAUAAACAUAGCAGUUUCAGAGAAACUGCUAUGUUUAUAAAUAGGUUAAUCCAGCUCUAGUGGCUGUUUCAUUGACAGCCGCUAGAGGCGCUUCCGCGCUUCUCACUGUGAUUUUCACAGUGAGAAGACGCCAGCGUCCAUAGGAAAGCAUUGUGAAUGCUUUCCUAUGGACUGGCUGAAUGCGCGCGCGGCUCCUGCUGCGCAUGCGCAUUCAGCCGAAGAGGAGGAGAGGAGGCAGAGAGGAGGAGGAGAGCUCCCCGCCCGGCACUGGAGAAAGAGGUAAGUUUAACCCCUUUCUCCCCCUAGAGCCCGGCGGGAGGGGGACCCUGAGGGUGGGGGCACCCUCAGGGCACUAUAGUGCCAGGAAAACGAGUAUGUUUUCCUGGCACUAUAGUGGUCUUUUAAGGUGUCUGAAGUAAGUGAAGAAGGCUACAGGAGUUUGAUUUGUUGGUCAUUAAAAUUACUCCCCUAGAGAGUCCUUGUUGAUAAACUGUCCUUGCUCAAACAUGCCUUUGAAUCUUAUAGUAUGUGGAAAUAUGUUUUAUGGCAAUCCCUUUUGUCUUAAUAGGAGUUAGUUCCAGAAUAAAAUCUUCUGAACUCCCUGUUAAAACCCUUGAUAUAUCUAGUGGGGGUAGUCAUGAAGAAUCUGCAGAAUUCACCACAGCCAUGGCUCCUAGGUCUAUAUUGAUUUCUCCUGGUGUAAGUAUUGUCAAUCUGUGAUUAUUUUUUAAACAUAUUUAUCCUAUUGUUAUAAUAAGGAUGAGAUAAAGCUACACUGUGCCAAUUUGUGGGGUGUUGUAACUAAAAUAUUUGAGCAUUAAAAAUACUUUAAAGCUAUUCUAUGCAAACAGAAAAGAAAGAACACACACACGUGUGUGAAGAGAUCAUCAGUCAUAAAAAAAAAACUGCGAAAUGGUGUAGUGCAGGCCAUCACGCAUCCUCCUAAAAUCCUUCAGGUUACACGUCUAAUGAUUUCUAGGAAGAGGACACUGGCUGAAUCAGUGUUUACAAUGAGGAGGGCAUGGAAAGUGCAAGCAAGAAGAAACAGGUGAAUAUGAAAUAUGAAAAUAUCAUAUUUACUUGCUUUUUCUGCCUACCUGCAGAAUAAAACAACUAUUUUGUUCAAAGUUAAAGCUUUUUACAGUUGUCUCAAAGUGAUGCAUGUCUCUUUAAUGUACAUUAACUAUUAGAUACAGACAGUGCACAAAGUCCCAGGGCAUCAAUAAAUACAUGAUGCUCAGUUUUUAUACAUUAAGUUCACAAAAAAGAAAGGUGAAAGAAGAAAAGACGUCCACAAACCAUCCCACACACCCCACCUUACUCUGGACAUGAAAUAAGCCUUUUAAAGUUGUAUCCCUCAGCUCACGAGUUACCAUCAGCCAAGUGAGAAGCUUCUCAUUCCUCCAUCGUUCAGCUACUGCCUUCUGAGCAGCAAGUUGUUUUGUAAAGGUAGAUAUAAUUUUAAACUUUGUGAUAUUUAUUACAUAAUAUAUAGAAAACUGAUACCUUUGCAGUGGCCGAAAUAUCCAGUAAAUGCGGACAUAUUUUGGAUAGUAUAUAAUAAUGUUUUCAGGUUAAUGGUAUCAUGGAAUAUUUUGUUCCAUAGUCUAACUAGCACCCACUUUAUAAUUACGUUGCACUGAUUAUUGCUGGCUUUGAAAUAAAAAUAAAAAAUCCUUAAGUAUUUAAAAGGACACCUUAGUCACCAGAACAAUUACAGCUUAUUGAAUUAGUUCUGGUGAGUAGAAUCAUUACCUUCAGGCUUUUUGCUGUAAACGCUGUCUUUUCAGAGAAAAAAGUAGUGUUUACAUUACAGUCUAGUGAUAACUUCACUGGCCACUCCUCAGAUGAAAUGUAGCCCAGUUCGUGGCUCGGCCAUGCUACAUACAGAGACUGGCAGGAGGGGAGCGCUAUGCAGUGCACUCUCUUCCUGCCGGUCAGGCGGAUACUGCGUCCCUUGGGCCUGUGCCAGAAUAGUGCCACGAGUACGGUCUGAAGAGCCGCAUUCGACUCGCAAGUCACAGUUUGACCAUGUGUGAUCUAUUCAUUACACCUGCUUCAUUAAGCUAAAGUUGUUUUGGUGGGGUGCUUACAGGGUCCCUUUAAGGUGUCUGAAAUAAGUGAAGAAGGCUACAGGAGUUUAAUUUGUUGGUCAUUAAAAUUACUCCCCAUUACCUUCAGGCUUUUUGCUGUAAAUGCUGUCUUUUCAGAGAAAAAGCAGUGUUUACAUUACAGUCUAGUAAUAACUUCACUGGCCACUCCUCAGAUGCAUCCAAACAUUCAGUAUCUCCUCCCUCUGCAUGCAGACACUGAACUUUCCUCAUAGAGAUUCAUUGAUUCAAUUCACCUCUAUGAGGAGAUGCUGAUUGGCCAGGGCUGUGUUUGAAUCAUGCUGGCUCUGCCCCUGAUCUGCCUCUUUGUCAGUCUCAGCCAAUCCUAUAGGGAAGCACUGUGAUUGGAUCAGGCUACCACUUCUGAUGAUGUCAGCAGACUGAUUGUUUUUCUGAGUCAAACAGCAUGCAGAGUUACAGUUUCAGGCUCUAAUACAGUAAGAUUUUGCUAUAUUUAUGGAGGCAUGAGGGGCGCAGGGGGGUAGAUGGUGGUUUUAACUCUAUAGGGUCAGGAAUACAUGUUUGUGUUCCUGACCCUAUAGUGAUCCUUUAAUAUGUAUUUAGCACUUCAAACCUAAUCUGUGCAAAUAUCAUAUAUUGCUCUGCAGUAGAAUGGCAUUUCUUUCUAGCUUUAUUUUUUUCUACCUUGAGUUUAAUUUUGUUGUUUUGCAGGAAGGUAUAUUGGAGUGCAGUGAUCCCAUGGGAAAAACAUUUACAAAGUAUGUUUCUACUGCAGCUAUAACUCUAAGCAGAAGUCACGAAAAAGGUUAAUUAUUCAUAUUCCUGGAUCCAUUUUAUUGUAUUUUAGUAAACACACAUCACUGCUUCCUAAUGUCACAUGUCAUGAUUAUCAGAGGAAUAAAACUGAUGCUUCAGGCCUUUUGAGCAUAGCUCAUCUACAAAUACUCUUGAUCUUACAUAGGCAGGUUGGUACAACACAAUUAAAGUGUGAUCUAGGUGGCUCAGGUAACUAUUUGAUCACACUUUUUGAUACACAUAAAUAUCGUGUUGAGAGCUCUGAGUUUGAAAUGUUAUAACUAAAUACUCUGGAAGCAUCCUAUUCUUUGUGAAGAACAAACUGUUUUUGAAUAAAAUACUAAUCCUGCUUAACAGAAGUUGUGUGAUCAAAAAUAGUAAAUAGUCACAAUGACAAUUACUUUUCAUGUUAUAACUCCAAUCAUUAAUACAUUUGAAAUUGCAUAUAUAACUCCCUCAAAACCUUUGUUUAAAUGGUUAUUUAAAUGCUGCACAUAUGGAGUUUAAACCCCUCUGCUUUCGGAGGUGUAACACCACCUUUGGCAGCGCAAUUGAGGUGUUAUCAGCCAGCCUGGAACUAGAGUUUUGGGCUGGUUAAUGUCAAAUUUGUGCAACUUUCCAUGCACAUAAUGUCUAACAUUGGCUCACUUUUUCUGCCAAUGAAUGGCGACGGGGAAGACUUCCAUCUUCUUCAAAAAGCAUCUACCAGAAAGCAUCAGAAACCGGUGGGGGCUAAAUGGUUUGCCCAAGUACAGGGAAAUGGGGUCAAACUUAAUUUUUACAUGUACUAUUGUUUUAAUCAAACAUACUUUUCUUGAAAUAACAUACAUUUUUGCUUUUAGCUUUGCAUGCUGAUCAACAACUGACAGCCAAACAGACACUGGAUGAAACGGGUUAGCAUGUUUGUUAUGUAAUAACUAUUGGCUUUGCCUGUUGUAAAACUACACAGUAUUUAGUUUCAAGUUUAAGAUUGCUGUAGAUUGUAUUCACUAAACAAAGAAUUGUGGUGAUUUGAAAAAUAUAUACCAAAAUGUAAUAACUAGCAUGCGACUAUAGCUGAGUUGCUUUCUAGACAUGAGGGCUGGAAGUAGAAUCUCACCCUAAAUACCCGAGUCAUUUUACACAGGGUAAAAAUAAUGCAGGUGGGCCAGAGUAACUGCCAUUAUACAAAGUGUGGAAGAGGGCAUGAAUUAGCCAGGAAAUCCAUUAUUAAUCUGACAUGUCCAGCAGUAUUGCCAUCCAAUACCUUUAGUCAAUAAUUGUCAUUGUAAGAACUAUUGUAGUGAGCGGCUGCACCUACAUCUGUACGCUAAACUACCAUCCAUAAGGGUUCUGACAUGGUGGCAAAUGAAAUUAAAUAGGCGUGGUGUGGACAGCCUACCUACUAAGGUAUACCCAUGCUGCCCUCAAUUCCAACAUUUCUUGUGUGCAGUGGGGUGUUGUUAAAUCAAUGCUUUAAGGGGAUGCUUGAGCCAACCUACUCCUUGACUCUGCUAAUGUAUCAGCAGUUAUGAUUACGAAAGCCAAUUACCCUAUUCUUGAUUAGCUCAAUUCAUCAUUGUAGGUUGCAUGGGAAAUAAAGUCUCACUGUUGUGUAAACUGCCCACCCUCACACAACUUUCCUAGUUCUUUACACGCUGGCAGCUCACAAAGAGAACCUCAUGCAGUUUAAUGUCUAAAAAAGUUUUUAAAUUCCUCCAUUAAAUAGUCAGCCCUGUCUUUCAGGGUAGUUCAGAUUAGUUGGAUAGGCUCUAAUUUAGUUAUUUGGGUUAAUAUCUAUAGUCAAUAUUUUACAUAAUUUUGCUCCCUAAAAAUUGAUACAAUACACUACUUCAGUACAGAGUUUUAGAAUAUGUGAACAUAUGUAUAUGCGAACAUGAGGGAUAUGAGUUGUGUGCUUCAGAAAUGUAAAGAAGAUACAAUUUCAAAUGCAGGGCUAUGAAAUAAGAAACAUAAUUAUUUGAAAAAUAAGAUGGUUAAAGACUACAUUUAUCUUCUUUGCUCAAUUUUUUAUGACAAGUCAUAAUAAAAAUACCAAUUCUGUUUUUGAUAGAUAACCAAACUAGAAGCAUGGUCCUCAUCUCUCAACUUGAGGAUAGUGGACAAACAGGUAAGUGGUAAAUCUGAAUAAUUUACAGGGUUAUUAACUAAGCAUCGAAUUUUGUCCAAACAAAAUCUGGUGAAAACGACAGAAUUCCGACCACACUGACAAAAUAUUUACUAAAGCCAAAUGCAGUCAGGAUUUGAUUGGUCUGACUGAUUCUGUAACAUUCAGAUGAGUUCAGAAUAUCACUAAUGUUCGCGUCCGAACCAAUUUACAGCACAAGAAUUGGAGAUUUAUCAGUGAACGCAUGGCGGCUGAUUAUAAACUGAAUGCAUCCAUCCUGAUGCUCUUUCGCAAAUUAUCAUUUACUUGCCGUAUGCAUGUGAAUUGAUCAUUUCAAGUACUAUUUUAGAAAUUAACAUCUCAGCUGCACAUGUUAAUUAUGCGGUGGCUGGUCAGCACAUGAAAAAAAUAAUAAAAACUAUUUAGUAAAUAAAAAUUCUAUGGGGAUCAAUAAAACCUCUAUAUUGAUAUAAUAAUUUAACCUCCAUAUGCCUCCAUCUGCCAUCUAGGAAGUGGGGGCAUAUAUACUAAACAUUGAAACAAUUGCUGCCCAGUUGGGGUUGGGGUUGGGGCCUGAGAAAUAUCAAGGGGCACAUAGUCGACAAAAUAUUCAACAAUAUAUAUCCAUAUCUCAUUUGCUACUACUUAGGAAACUGGUGGUUUCUACCAACGUUGUUUUAAUGUUGGUGCCUUUACUAAAACCAUUAACUUGCACUCUUGGGUCUUAUGUACAUACUUAAGUUAUUUAUAUUUUGUUCCACCUUAUUUCUAUCUACAAUUUACAAGUCUACCAACUUUUCUCCUGUUUGAAACAUCUUUAGGCUCAUUUAGGCCUGUUCCUGCUUCUACACAGCGCCUUUCCACAAUGAGCCUACCGAACAGGCCUAAUGAAAAUCUUUGCAGGGGGACUCCCACCUGGUUACAGCAAACGUUAACACUAACGGCUCCUAUAUUGAUCUAUAUUGCAGUGUCAAUCUGCAGCUCCCCUAAAACAAGUGUAUAUACUUUAGUUGAUUGUUUUUUGUUUUUUUUUCCUACUAAAUAUACUAUGUUAGGAGUACUAUUAAAUCUCACUCACUCAAGGCCAAAACUACAGCCCGACUAUACCUAUGACACAAUACAAUAUCUCCUAGAGGGAGCCCAAGGGGGGAGCCUGUGCUGGAGUGGCUGCUACUUUUUCCGCAUGUCCAGUGCUCUACCUAUAUAACCUACAACACAUUAGGCUCUUUGCGGCUGCAACUAAGUCCUAACCAAUAACACCUCUGCCAAAUAAUAGAACAACAAUUGACUAUACCCAGUUUAAUUCACCAUGUAGCCCCCACGCAUCAACCCCACCUGCAAUGUGACUCUCUCUACUACCGUCAUUGUCCUGUUACUCAAUUGCCUCCAAUGUAAAUAUUUUAUUCUCCACUGAGAUUCUCCUCAUAUAUGCCCUUCACCUACAUCUCUACCUGUUCCAACUUGGGGAUUGCCUUGCAUAAUGAUUGUCUAUUCUGAUAUAGGGUGUUGAAUUAGGAGCUGUGAUUGUAACAGAUUUGCUCAGUAUAACAAAUUAAUCAACUCACUCUGGUGAUUUGACAUUUCUUACUCCAGACAGUUCUUACGCUACUCCCUCUUUUCUUUUCCACACUUCUAUUUCUCUUUCAUAAUCUCUCUAUGAUUAUCAAGUUUACCUAGCUCUUGCUUUUGCACAUUUUCCUGGGCCAGAAUUAUUUUGCAGACAAUUUGCACACAUCCUCUCAUUCAGGUUCUACUGUCCCUCACUCAUUGUCUCAUAAUUAGGACUUUGACAACAGGAUAUCUACACCUAGGAUCUGCAAUAACACUGUUUAAGCCACAACCUCUUACACAGUUCAGACCAGGCUACACUUCCUCAACACACAACUUUCCCCCAAAAAAACUUCACAACCAGUUUGCACAUAGUCUCCCAAUUGCUCCCAUUCUCUCGACACCCUCAGUAUUACCUAUAUAAUACCUCAUACUAUUAAUUGCCAUUCUUGAACACAACUCUGACUCCUUCUGCUUAUCCUUACUUUGUUCCUUUUUCAUAUCGUUUACUCGAACAUCAUGGAUUAAUUUAUAGACAAAACUCCUAAGACCUCAAUACAAACCUCAAAGACAGGCUAAGAAACAACACCUCAACGAACCCACACAACCUUCUUUUCCAGCCCUCUCACCAACAGGCUUGGAUGUAGGAGAGAACUCUUUCAAGUCUCUCUCUGCCUCAACUCAUCUCACAAAAAGCAUCAGAAACAGCUUGUAAGGUCUCUUACCUCUAAACCAACAUUUGAAUCCAAAUUUAAGGACACCAAAGAAUCUAUUGAUAGUGCAGUCCAUCUACUUCAAACUCACUCCUCCCAGAUUAUAUUAGAUAUAUUGAAAAUACCUUCACUGUUCUUUAAUUUUGUCUUUUCUGGUUGGCUAUAUAGUCUUCCUCCUCUUUUCUCUCUGUUGAUUGUACAUCCUAAUAUUUGAAAGUGGUUCUGCAUGUUAAUUGGUGUGAGGAAUCUGUCUUUCCUUUGAUCCCUAUAUAUGACUGCAUAAAAAGGCAUUACAUUUUUUUUUUAAUUCAUAAUAAAUGUAUAAUAUAUAUAUUGAAAAACAUACAAGAUUCUGUGCACACAUUUUAAUAGUUUUUUAUUUAAAAAAAAAAUACAUCAUCUUGGCAAAAAUAAUGUUAUAGUAUGUCAUCAUUUAGUUCAUAAUCCUAUGCCAAUGUACCCCAUUUUUGGCAGGUCCUAUCCUACACAAUGCCAAUGUACCCCAUUUUUAGCAAUUUUCUAUCCAAGCAACCUAACGCCUGCUCUUAUAAGAUUCUUUAUCAGGCUAUGCGCAUCUUAUUGGUUCUCUGUAGACAGUUUUCUAUUUCACAUCUCAUAGUCUUGUAAAACAUACAUUUUACUCCAUUAUGUAUAAAACAGCAGAUUAUUGCAUUACAAAAUGUAAAUAUAUAUGUAAAUAUAUAUAUAUAUAUGUUUCUUAAAUAAGUAUAUAAUAUAUAUAUAUAUAUAUAUUUCCUGGCCAUAUCCAUGGCAGCACAACAUUGGGUAGCUCCUCCCUAUCCCCAUAGGACAGGAAUAAUUAUUAAGCCGUAUAAGUACCACCUCCUACCCCUCCUUCCCCAGUCUUUUUUUCCUGUCCUAUCCCUAGGACAUGUCGGUCUUUUCAGACUAUUAGAUUUUCUUUAUGGCUUACCUGAGGAUUAGUUCCUCUAGCCCCUGGGGAGUUCACCCUCUCUCCCCUGGGAAGUCUCCAGUAUACGGCCCUGCGCAAAGGUGUCCCCCUGGAGAAAACCCCUUUAGUGACCGGGGGUUUUACCUUCCUGUAAUUCUUGCAAUAAUGCAAGUGGAAUAACAUGGAAUUAUGGCUGGUUUCCGGACUUGGAUUUUCUCCCCCCAGAAUCAAGGUAAUGACUCCAUGAAUUGGUUCCUACCUGUAAGAUUAUUCUUCUGAAGAUACAGAGGUAAUUGAAACUGUAAUCUCUCUGUGCUGGGGUUCCCCCUCAGAAGCUGCAGUGCCUGCACGGCGUUCGGGAGCUCCUGUGCGCCUGCGCGGCGUUCAGGAGUUCCAGGGCGCCUGCGUGGCGUUCGGGAAAUUUCUGUGCGCCUGCGCGGCGUUCGGGAGUCUCACGGGCGCCUGCACGGCAUUCGUGGGCUCCCGGACGCAUGCGCGGCGUUCGGUUGUUUCUGAGCGUUCGCGCGGCUUUGUUUGA